AUGUUUGAUGCCGCCGUCAGGCUCCUGUGGGUUGGGUUUCACACCGAGGUCUGGCCAGUUAGUAGUUCCCUCUGGCUGCACCCCGCUUUUACAAGCUUCUUAUUAUUGUCCUUAUCUUUACUCUCUAUCUCUCUAUCUCUCUCUCUCUUUCUUUCUAUCUCUCUCUCUCUCUCUCUCUCUCUCUCUCUCUCUCUCUCUCUCUCUCUCUCUCUCUCUCUCUCUCUCUCUCUCUCUCUCUCUCUCUCUCUCUCUCUCUCUCUCUCUCUCUCUACCAGCUCUCACAGUCUCACGUCAGAAUUAGACGUUCCUGUAUCACGAGUGACCUAGCUGCUCUUACUCACACACUCACUCACACACACACACACACACACACACACACACACACACAACACACACCCUGACAUUCACAGAUACACACCCUGAUGACACAGUUGUCUUAUCUGUCUAUUAUGGACUACCUUUGUCUUAUCCCCCGUCCCUGCUACUACGACAUCAGAAGGCAGCCGCCCUUCCUUGGUGUGUGUAUACAACCACCUGGUGCUCUGGGUAAGAAGAAACACACGUAUACGCACAUACACACUCACACACUUUUCUUACAUGAGUCAGACAACAUCGUGACUUAACAGAAAGGAAAAAACCCUUGUUCCCUCCCACCAGUUCCCGGUUCUAAAUGUUACAGACAGACGAGGAGGAGAGAGAGCUGACCCCGAUGUAGCGUUCAUAUAUUUAGCUUUAUCACUGCACCUGCUCGGCCAUAAUGAGCCCAUAUAUCUCCUCCCUAAUUGCCCUAAAUACAUAUCAUAAAGUUAAAAGAAGGCCUCUCUUCCAAAAAACCCAAAGCCAGGUUUCACUAGUAAAAGGGAGGGUGUAGAGGGGAGGGCAUAUAGCACAACAGCACCCCCCCCCCCCCCCCCCCCCCCCCAUGUCACCUUAACGAGGUGCAGUAAAUAAUGGCCAGUCAUUUCAUUAUAGAGGUGCAGCCUGAAAAAUCACUCGCCUCUAAAGCAGCGCCAGGAUUUUCCCAUCCUCCUCCUCCUCCAACUACUCCUCCUUCCUUGGCGAAGGAAGAGGGGCGUUCAAACGGGUCAAUCUUUUGCGCCGGGUAUGGCAGUGCUGCUACAUAUUUAGGGGGUGGAUGUGGUGCAGUGGAUGUGGAGGGGGUUAAAGGAAAAGGGUGUGUGUGGAACUAGAAAGGGGCGAUCCAAAACACCCUGCAGUAUGGCAUUUGAGACUUUGAUGUUCUACUUCGUAACAUGGCAUCGCAAACGAUCAAAACAUUUUACAAUGAAGGGAUUCUCUGUGUUGGUUUUGAUAAUGCAACUGUGUGUGUGUGUGUGUGUGUGUGUGUGUGUGUGUGUGUGUGUGUGUGUGUGUGUGUGUGUGUGUGUGUGUGUGUGUGUGUGUGUACAUGCGGCGUGUGUCUUUACCACCUCCCUACCUGAUAGCUGAGGGACAGUGAGUGUAUGGGGGAUGAUUUGUGAGAGGAGCCGUGGUUCGUUAGUUAGUUAGAUAAUUAGAUAGUUGGGGCGCUCUCCUCGACAGUCACAGUGACAGUCAAACACACCACAGCCCAGAUGGCUUUUUAUGAGGCCCGGGGCCCUGUCUGUCUGUCUGUCUGUCUGUCUGUCUGACUUUUCAUUCAUCACUGUUGACUUCUGAUUGGCUAUGAAGGGCUACAAGCCAUAGUUUAACACACCUUCACUCACAAAUACACUCACCAAUACACACACACACACACACCAUGUGGAGGGGAGGGGGGUCUCUUAAUGGCAGCCUAAAGCUGGUUAUAGUACACCUGUGUGUCUGCUCCCCUAACGACGCACCGAACAACGCCAAGGGAGGAAACAGGCCGUAAAUACAUAGGUCCCCACCUCAGACUAACACAGGGCAUCAGGAGGGUAUGUGAGUGUGUCUGUGUGUCUCUGUCACCUCGUCUUUCAUGGGGAUGACUUCAUUCUCUGAAUUUCCACACAGGUUCCCACACUCACACCAACACCACAUGAAGAAAAGGGAAGACGCACACACACACACACACACACACACACACACAAACACACACACACACACACACACACACACAGGGCAUGAAUAUCUGUGUGUCCCUUCAUCGCGUCUGUAAAUGUGCCUGGUUUAGCCAAGGCAGAAUUUUAUGACAUUGCGUUUUUAAAACGUUGUAUUAAAGAGGAAAUUGAGUGCUUAUCAAGGAAUGCAAUUGCGUCUCUCCCAAGUCCACUUGGCACAUUCUCUAUAGGGAAAUGAUGUGUGUAUCUGCGUGUGCGUCUGAAUGUAUGUGUUUGUUGUCGAGGUUUCGUACUCUACUUCUCUGAUCAAUGUCACACCUCAUUCAACCAUAACUGUAGUACUUGGUGUUGUGUGUUUCCUAACCUCAAACAUGGUUUCUUCCAUCUAUCUUCAAAUCAGCCUGCAACAGUUCUGGGUUGUGUUCAUUAGCGCUCACUGUAGCAAACCAUUUUACAACGGAAAUUGAAAAUAAAGGUAUCUUAUUGGACAAGAUAGUUCAGGUAGUUCCUGUCUUUUCAGUCUGUUUCACUUCUAUUUUUCUGUCUAAUGAACACAACCCUGAUUUGAGGGUAAAGAGGACCAGACAGGAGUUUGGAAUGAGACGUUUUUAUGGGUUCGGUUUCCUCACGUCCGUAUACUCAUUUGUCAUUGCCAUAAAAAUGACUCAUCGCAAUCAAAUGAAUUUAAUAGUGUUAUAGAAGAACAGCAAACAUGGGUCCAGUGUGUGUGCGUGUGUGUGUGUGUGUGUGCGCGUGUGUGCGUGCGUGCCUGCGCGUGUGUGUGUGUAAAAACAGCAGUCACACACAGCUUGGACAGACAGUUAAACUAGCUACAUGUUGAUGGCACACACAGGUUUUAGUUCCAGGCCUGAGCUGGGUUGGGCUGUGGUAAAAAGAGGUCCAGACUCUGGCUUUUUAUUUACACUUGUGGUGUGCACGCUCGUGUGUGUAUAUGUGUUUAACAGGGGUUGUGUUGCUCUUCCUCAAGCUUCUUUCUCUCCCUCCUUUCCUCUCAUCCUCAAUUUAUUUUUCUAUUUAUCUUUUACACCCUCUCUUUUUCUGAAGUUCAAUUCAAUAAGCUGUAUUGGCAUGCUCAGACAUCAUCUCGCACUGCCAAAGUAAAUAUAUAGGGACAUCUCUUUCCCUCUCCCCCUUUCCUCGCACCACAGUCGAGCCCCAGCCCACUAAAGUUAAUAAGAUAUGAUUAAUGGCCUUCUGUUUCUCCCUCUGUCUCUGUCUCUCCCCUCAAUCCUUCCUUCCCCUCGUCAUCUUUGUAGCAGACAAAAGCUGUCAGGCCCAACUGCUUAGAAAUGAGCAUUAUUGGCAGGACCCCCCUCUCACCCGUCCACCUCUCACCUCCGCUCACACACACACACACACACACACACACACCACACACACACACACCACACACACACACACACACACACACACACACACACACACACACACACACACACACACACACACACACGGGUCCAGUGAGCUGUGGGGGCCUGCACUCUGUCAGGCUCUUUAUUGGGCAGCCCUGAGUGUCUGUGAGUGUGUGUGUGGGGAGGGGCCUUCCAGCCGGAAACAGAGCCCCUUCCAGAACAGACACACUCACUCACACACACUUAUUUCAGGUUGUCGUCUCUCAUCUUAAUUUACAACGCCUCAAAUGACUAGCCCCAUAUCCACCUCGCAGCCCCUCUGUCUUGCGCAUUAGCUGUGUGGUGUGGUGUGGGUGGUGUGUGGUGGUAGUGAGUGUGUGGUGUGUGUGUGUGUGUGUGUGGUUGUGUGUGUGUGUGUGUGUGUGUGUGUGUGUGUGUGUGUGUAGAGUAAUGACUUGUGCCCUGUGUAAUGAAGGCUACAGGAAAUCCUGUGCAGGUUCCAGGUUGCCCCUGCACCAGAUAUGAGAAUGAAUGGGCACAUGUGUGUCGCUGUGUAGAGUAGUGCUUGACCUUUCCCCACUUCUCCAUCCGGACAGCUUUCAUACCAGGCUGCCCUCUAGCUGUCAUGGGGGAGCACACAUCCUCUCUCUGAUCUCUUACUCUCUCUUGACUCUCUCUGACUCUAUCUCUCUCUCUCACUUCUGAAUACUUCCUCUCUCUAGAUCUUUCUCUCUAUCUCUAAUAUAUUGAAUCUCUACUCUCUCUCUCUCUCUCUCUGACUCUCUCUCUCUCUCUGACUUCUCUACUCUCUCUCUCAUCUUGACUUUUUUCUCUCUCUCUCUGACUCUCUCUCGCAUCUUCUUCUCUCAUCUCUUUCUCUCUCUCUCGCUCUCUCUCUCUAUGUCUCUCUACUCUCUUCUCUCUCUCUCCCCUCUCUCGAUUCUAUGACUCUCUCUCUCUCUCUGACUCUCUCUCUCUGACUCCUCUCCUCUUCUCUCUCUCUCGCUCUAUACUGUCUCUCUCUAUCUACUCUCUCUCUUUCUCUCUUCUCUCUCUUCUAUCUCUCUCUCUAUCUCUCAUCACUCUAUAUUCUCUAUUCGCUCUCUCUAUCUCUAUCUCUCUAAUUCUCUCUCUCUCUCUCCUAUCCUCUGUCUAUCGGUCUCUUCUUUCUCGCCUCCCUAGUCUGUUCUGGCGAUAGGAAAUGUCAAUCCAUAUCAGUGAUCAGUGCAUGUAUCAUAGGUCAGAGGGCUUUGAACUCUAGACGGAGGUAUGCCUAUAGUCUACACAGGCAGUCACACAGUGAUACACGCGCGCAUAUGUAAUCCCUAACAUGCAGACUUUUUGUAACACACCAUUCCCUGAAAGCUAGCUAAAUCUUUGUUUGUUGUGGCGAGCAGUCUCCCACAGCAGAACAACAAUAAACGAAGAGAGAGAUGGAGAAAGAGAAGUUUAUCAUCUGACUCACCCUCCUCCUCCUCCCAGCAGUCCCUAGGCUCCGCUGAGGAGCCCCCUGUUGUAGGUUGACUUCCCCAGGAUAUGAAUACGUAAACCAGAUAGGGCCACAGUAGCUGCCACAACACUAUUGUACUGCCUGUCCCGCUCUCCCCUAGUUGUGUUAGCAAACGCUUUCCUGUUUUCCCGAGCCGCAAACGCUCUUUACAAGGAAAUCUUUCAACGAACGUGUGUGUGUUCACAAACUGGGAGGACGUGUGGGUCUUGAAAGCUAGCUGGGCAGUGGGCAUUCCUGGCUGAGAAAAGGUUUCUUGGUUUCUUUCUGUCCAUUCUCUCGAGUCUUGAAAGGACGUGCUGGUGACAUUAAUGUUGGAGUUUUGAGACUCUUAUUGUUUUAGGACUGCUCAUUUCCUGUUGAUGUGUUUGGUGCUAUUCACACCAUGGAUAGCGCUACUACUGACAUCAGAAAGCCAUGGCUGCUAGAUAUACAUACACACACACACACACACACUCUUUCUUUCUCUCUCUCUCACUCACACACACAGAAACACACACACACACACACACAGGCAGGCCAUGUCUCAGUUUGAGGUGUAAUGUUACAGAUAUGGUUGUGUCUUUGUUCACCCUCUUGACCCCCCACCUCCCCCAUCAAAUCUGAACCAAUCUCUCCGCAAUGUGGUUUGGGUUUGGAGAGACCACCGCAGGCCUCCCCUUACACACACACACACACACACACACACACAUAGAAACACACAGUCAGACAGACACAUACAUACACACACACAGAGAGCGCACCCUGGAAACCACAGCACAGUCUUUUUCAUCGAUUACACCCAGAGCCUCGCUAAGCCAUCAGAUUCAGAGCAGGAUAAGAGAACUUAACCCCAAACACUCUCUCUCUCUCUCUCUCUCUCUCUCUCUCUCUCUCUCUCUCACACACACACACACACACACACACUCACACAAUGUAGACCUGGGUGUGUGUUCUCGCCCUCAGACAAGCCAAGCUAAGAUCCUAUAUAUCCUAAAUAACACCCAAUCUAUGAGAAAUGUGCUAGUUUGCAGUAUAUCACACAUUACAUACUGUACAUGUGGACCACUUUCUUAUCCUUCUGUGAAAUCUCAACUUUGUUCACAAAUCAGGCUUCAUUUCCCCCUAUGGGCCCUGGUCAAAUGUAGGGCACUUUUUAGGGAAUAGGGUGCCAUUUCAGACGUAGCUCAAACUUGUCAUCCAUCGCGUCCCCCCAGAUGACACUUCGCUGGUAAUUCCUCCCUUACACCACACGUCCAUCAAGCAGGACUGACAGACUGACAGCCACGAGGCCUGUAUGAAUACCCAGACAUCCAUUAAGACUACAAGCUGUCAAAGGUUCCUGUCUUUGUCUGCCGGGGACCUGUAUACGCGUCGCACCCAGGAGCCCUCUUAUCACCCCUUCCUGUUGCAUUGGUCCCAAUUUUCAUGUCCACUAGGAACCUGUGUUAUUGUUCGAAUACUUUGCAAAUAUAUAAUUUUCUCCCUUCCUUACUUCAGGCUCAUCAUUGAUGUGUACUUGAAUGGAUCUCUCUCUUCAAGUAAAAUCUACUCAGUGAACCUUAUUUUGUAUUACCUAGAUAAGCCUCUGAGGCUAUGUGAAAGGGUCCAGCCUUGGGUAUCCACACGCACACACACACACAGAGACGGACACAGAUACAAACACACACACCACACACACACACUGACGGACACAGAUACAAACACAUGCACACACACACACAGAGACGGACACAGAUACAAACACACACACAGAGACGGACACAGAUACAACACACACACACACACACACACAGAGACGGACACAGAUACAACACACACACAACACACACACAAACGACACAUCAAACCACACACACAACACACACACAGAGACGGACACAGAUACAAAACACACACACACACACACACAGAGACGGACACAGAUACAAACACACACACACACACAGAGACGGACACAGAUACAAACACACACACACACACACAGAGACGGACACAGAUACAAAACACACACACACACACACAGAGACGGACACAGAUACAACACACACACACACACAAGAACGGACACAGAUACAAACACACACACACACACAGCAGACUGGAAUAUUUGGGGUUCCUGCGCUAACUUUAGGUAGGAUGUGAAGGGAGUGUGCAAGGUAAUCAUCUGAGGGAGAUUGAGAUGUUGCUGUGGUGAAGCUGUAUAAUAGUAGUUGUAGUGUUUGUUUUAAAGCAGAGAUGCACUCUGGUCCAACCAAAACUCUAAAAAUGACUUGCAUGUUGUCAGCUUAACCUUCACAACAUCACAACUCCCACUGUUAACACCAGUGGAGGCUGCUGAGGGGAGGACAGCUCAUAAUAAUGGCUGGAACGGAGUUAAUGGAAUGGCAUCAAACACAUAGAAACCAUGUGUUUGAUGUAUUUGAUACCAUUCCACUUACUCCGCUCCAGCCAUUACCAUGAGCCCAUCCUCCCCAAUUAAGGUGCCACCAACCUCCUGUCGUUAACACACACACACACCCUUCCACCAGCCUCUCAGACAGAUCAGCUCCACACCCACACACCUGUUCCCUUUAAUUGGUCCCUUAAAUAAAGGGCACUUCUUAACCCGGCUAAGUAGACUUUGGAGAAGUACCCUGGAAUUUAACCCCCUAAAACAGUAAGAGAAACAGGGAAUGUGUGUGUGGUGUGUGUGUGUCUGUCUGUGGGUGCACGCGUGCGUGGGUUGUACCUUAGCCUAGUGGUGGCAGGGUGUGUCUCUGCUCUGGCUGGUGUUAAAACGACAUCACAUUUCCAGAGAGGUGUCCCUCGCUCUGACGUCAAGACGAGAAGAAUAGAAGGUAAAUAAAUAAACAAUCUGGAGUAGGGUUUUCUCUCUCUGUUGCACCUCAUUUGAGGCCUUAUAAAUCAGGGCUCCACCUGCAUAUAGAGUGUUCGCAGGCCCCCCGACACACUGGCAUGCAGCUCAUUAGAGCCCACAGCCAGACCCUUUGCUACCUCGCAAGGUGUGUGUGGGGGUGGAGUGUGUGUGCUCAGUGUGUAAAGCCUGGUCGGGAGCGCCCCUGCAAUUCCACCGCACCCCCCUCCCUCUACACCCCUCGCCUCAGCCGAAGCUGUUCCCCAUCUGUUCAUAAAACAUGUACAAUACCCGUGUUUGAGCUCCCAACAGGCGCUGGGACAAGUGCACUCUGACUUGAACCUGCGCAAGACAUUGGCUCUUUUCGCUUUUUUUUAAAGGGGAUAAUUUCGCCUCUAUGCCUGGUUAGUUUUCAGUGACUGUUUUCACACAUAAAAUAAAGGGUCUGGACUACAUCAUUUCGGACUGCUUAACGUUUAAACGGCGGCGGCAGUAGAUCUUGUUCGAAUCACUGUUUUACUAUGUUGUCCACUGCAGAGGGGGAAGAGAAGAAAGUACUGAGGUAUUCUCUGUGAGCUCAGUGUAGAGGACAGAGUAUAUCAAAGGAACUCUGAUUCAAGAUGACAUUGAGUACGGCUAGCUAAUCGCUUAAAACAUGGACAACAAAAAUAGUCCAAUCAGAGCAGUCGAGCUAAUCAACUCAACAUCCAGUAAAGCGCUGAAGAACAAGACUGUGCGUGGAAAGCAAACCUCUCGCACAAUCAGUAUCUUAACGCACUGUCACAAUCAGGCCAAUGCAUUUGCAUGCGAGGCAACCACAGGUUGUUCUUGAUGUUAAAGACCUGAGGUGUUACAUGCUACAUGUGCGUAGGUGCUGUCUCAUUAUAUUUUGCUCUAAAAGGCUUUGUUAUUUCCAAACAAGCAAGUUAGUAGUGGACUAAUCUAACACUCUCGCUCCCCACGGGCUCACCACAACGCAAUAGUGUGAGGCACAGCUGCAACUUUGGGGCACACUUAUGUUUAGUUAGCGCACAGAACCGUGUGCGAACAUGAACCACCUUUCUCACCUCGGACCAGACCCGCUAUUUCCAUAUUUACUCACAAAACACCACACCUUCCCUUCACCGACACCACACCUUCUGCACUUGCUCACUCCCCGACCAAGAAGGCUAUUCAGAGUUUACGAGCAACAGAAUCUUGCAAGCCUGUAAAUGUUCCAUUGGAAAGUUGGCUAUCUUUUUUUUUUUACCGUGACAAUAGAAUUCAACUGGGAAGGUGAGACCAUAAUGUAAGUUUGUUUAUUUUUGGGGGGCGAAAACGUAAAUAUCCUACAACCAACUCAAACGGACAAAACGUAAAUAUGUUACUAGUAAAACCAUGAUAUUGGGUUGCAAUAUAAAAUAACCUGAGAGGUAGAAGUUGAGGUGAGAGGAGGCUGAUUAUGAGCCAGUAAUGAGAAGCCCUAGCCAGGCCUGUCUCGUCUCGGCCCCCAGAGGAUCUGCCCAGCGACCAACAGAGUAUCAGUUCCACCAGAAUACUCCACCAGGAGAAAUUAGAUCUUCUAUAGAGCUUUGUGGAGGAACAGAGCUGUGAGAUUUUCCUCCUUCCAGGCUCUUCUGAGGGCAUAGGUUAGCAGACAGACACCUGGGAUGUGUUCAUUAGGGCAGGCAACGGAAAGUGUUUUAAAGCGUUUCACAAUUGUAAACGAAAAUGUGCGUUUCAUAUUGGACAAGUCUAUGUAGUCCCUCCCUGUUUCAGUCUGUUUUCUUCCAUUUGGUGCCAAAUUAACACUACCUUGGCGCCUUCAGACACUCUCCACACUCUCACUCUCUAUAAACUGUCAUAGUCUUAUUUGCCACCAGCGAGAGCCAUUGUCCCACCAAGACCAAGCUACUACCACUACAUUGAUCUUGUUUUCAUUUGUGUUCUUGUCUAGUGUCACUAGGCCUUUGUCAGUGUAUUAUUCACUCAGUGCCCUUUGGUUGUUCUCAUUUUGCAAUAGUUUAUGCUCACUCAUAAUAUGCCCAAUAUGUUUACAUUUUAGUGAGAACGUUGAUAUUGGACAUGUAUCCUGUAAUAUCUGUUGAGCCCCCCCUCAGAAAUCUUGAUUUUAGUGGCUGAACUUCUCAGUCUUGUGUUCUUAGCAGCAAUCAUGGCGCAGCAGUUUUGAAGUGUGUGUGGUGUGCUCUUCAUCUUGAGCAGAGAGGUUCAUUUUUCUCCAGCAGUAAAUAAAUAAAAUGGAGGCAGCUCGCGAUCAACUCCCUGGUUUCUUCCCUUAAUUUCUGCCCCACAAUGAGCCCCUCUUCUUUCCUCUCCUCCUAUUUUCCUCCGUCUCCUCUCAUCUGUCUAAGGGGUAACCUGAAACUGCUCCCUCGUUCCCGGGGCGGCCCAGGGGUUACAAAGGGUGAUCAAUAUGUGCCAAAGAAAGUCUUUAGACAAGUGAGAGAAGCCGCAGUUUUCGACCUUCCCCUCCUCCUCCCUCCUUUCCCCCUUUCCUCUCGCUGCUCGGAGGAGCAACAAGGUUAGGGGCCCUUGGCAGAUAAUGUUCUGUCUACUGACAGAUAUGGACACACAUGCGUGCACGUGCAACCACACACACACAAAGUGUUGAGAAAAUCCAAAAUGUCCCUUAUAUGGGACAAAUAGUAAAUGUAUCCCUCUUUGGAUCCAACGGUUGAGAGAUUUGAAACUGUCUGGUAUUAUCUGACCAUUGUAAUUCAGGCAACAUUUAUAUGAUGGUGACUAAAGAAAUAAAACUCACACACACACACACACACAUACUUGAGAAGAUAGAGGCUCAUCUCUGUGUGUGCUGGCUUUUAAAACAGGUCCACCUCUGACCUAUGUGUUCUUCAACAGGUGGUGGAUGAGAUGGGAAACGUCAAGUUCUGCCUGGACGAAGGCUCGGAGGCCGGCGGGAGCUGGCUCAAGUACGUACGCACCGCCCCCUCCUUCGAGGAGCAGAACCUGGCGGCAUGUCACCUCAGUGGAGACCAGGUGAGUGGCGCCUCCCUCUUUCUAUAGGCUGCCAGGGUUUAGUGGUUGGGCAGUGUGGCACCUUCCUCCUCCUAUCAGCUGCCAGGGUUUAGUGGUUGGGGGAGGAGUUUAGAAGCAGCUGACACAUGGUGGAGUGGCUAUUGUCUUUCUUCCUACCUACCCAGUGGGAAGAACAGUGGACUAUGAGUCCGUGUGUGUGCUUGUCAUUGUUAGUGUGUGUGUGUGUCUGUGUGUGUGUUCGUCUAAGUAAGUGUGUGUGCAUGAUGAGUAAAAUAAUGGCUCUAUUGUGUGUCCAAGGCUGGUACGUGAGUGCCUUGCUGAGGAAGUGACUCAUGUUAAGAGGUAGAACAAUAACACACUGACACUCCUGCGUCUCGUAAUCACUCUGGGUCCUUCUCUGGAAGCCAGCCACACUCUCUGCCCGUCCAAAAAUGAAACCUGGAAAUGGAACACUCCUGGAGGAAUGCCCACACUCUACCACUCACUUGGUCAUAAAACCCAACUGAGCCUAACCCCAAUGCCUGUGUGUCGCUUACGUCUCUUGCCAGUCACACACUCUCUCCUUAAAGAUGCUCUAGUGUAUGCAACUAUCAACAUACAAAUAACCUAAAAUGUCAAUGAUACAGUAUAUCUGUGCAAGUAGGAGGAAGGAUUUUUUUAAAGGAAUAAAUUGGCUUGUUUUCCACAAGUGCCUUGUCUAGUUUCAUGCACGUACAGUGUAUACAAACCAAUCAAUAAUGAUUUCCUGUUUUACAAUUGGUUCUCAUUGUCCAAGCUUGUCCACCCCUGUCCCUGUCUCUGUCCCCUGUACUGGUGUGACAUAUGAGACAUCAUUGGGCCCUGGAGUGAACAAGGGCCUUCCAGAAUAGCUGGGUACACUAUAGGCUCUUAUCCUGGUCAAAUGUUCGCAUCAAUGUCCCCUGCUACCGCAAACACAGUCUGAAAAGCCACCCUAUUCCCUAUUUAGUGCAUAGGGCUCUGGUCACAAGUAGUGCACUAUAUAGUGAAUAGGGGGUCUUUUUAGACUGAGCCAGAAUCAGAGAACAAACGGGUCCGGUGCUUAAAUCCAUAUCUGGGGGUUGGGCAUGUCCCAGAUCCAAUGGUUCGUUUUGGACCUAGGAUUAUUUUUUAGUUGUUUGUACUUAGUGGGCUGCUUUGCUUUUGUUUGCGAGGCGUUGUUUUGUCUAGUGGCUCACGGGCACAACCUUAUCAUUUAUUUACAAACACCACACACAUACACAAUGCAAAAAUGCAUAAUUUAUCAAACUUUGUACUUUGCUGCUUUUUUUAUCAGCAUGCACAAUGCAUGAGUUUAUGGAAAUAUGCUCACGACAGGCAAAUUCAAAUACUUCGGUAACAUUUUAAAACACAAACAGAUCAUUUAUUUACCCAUUUACUCAUAUGUCAUUAAUGUUGUAGUGUAUCAGAAAAUACAUUUACAUUUUAGUCAUUUAGCAGACACUCUUAUCUUAGUGAGUGCAUACAUUAUUUUAUUUUUUUCAUACUGGUCCCCCGUGGGAAACGAACCCACAACCCUGGUGUUGCAAACGCCAUGCUCUACCAACUUAGCUACAUGGGACUAUAAUACAUGGAUAAUCAUGCAUAUUUAAACAAUUAGGGCAGUACCGCGUUUUGAUAUUAUUUCAUAAAUUUCAGUGCAUGUCCAAAUAAUUCACUUUCUUUCAUGGAAUGAGAUAAAUGCUUUAAUGGUCAUCAAUAUUGACCUAAGUGUCAAUGAAUAAGUGUCCAUUUCCCUGUUCAAUUGAUUGUGAAAUGAUGUGUGUGUGCGUGUGUGUGCGUGUGUGUGUGUGUGUGUGUGUGUGUGUGUGUGUGUGUGUGUGUGUGUGCGUGUGCAUGUGCGUGUGUUUGUGUGAGUGCAUGUCUGUCUAGUAGUAAGGAUGAAGCUGCACAGAUAGGGAGGGGGCUUCCUUCCUCAAUAGGCCCUGCCAUUCAGAGAGCCCAUUGACCUCUGAACCCCUCAGCCCUCAUUUCUCAAGAUGCUCUUAAGCAGUUUGUCAUAACAACAUCAAGUACGCACUGAGUCCUGCCAGCUCCUUCUGCUCGUUACGCCAAGGAGAGCACACACACACACACACACACACACACACACACACACACACACACACACACACACACACUCCAUUUAUUCUAAAUCAAUAUGCAUGUUCCUAACCUGAAGGUUAAGCAAAUGAAGGAAGCCAGUUAGGCAGUUAGCGUGUGUGUGUGUGUGUGUGUGUGUGUGUGUGUGUGUGUGUGUGUGUGUGUGUGUGUGUGUGUGUGUGUGUGUGUGUGUGUGUGUGUGUGUGUGUGUGUGUGUGUGUGUGUGUGUGUGUUGGAAAAAGGGACAUAGCCGAAGCUUGUUUAGGAGCAUCCCAGUCCUAAAAGGGUUUCCAUCUACGAAAUGCAAGGUCACAGAAUUACAGGAGGCCCGUUUCCCCAUAGCCAAAAGCCUGUCCUCAGACACAGAGUGGUGUUCUGUCUCGGAUGGUAAACGUAGGCUACACAGCUCGCUGAAGAGCGGAAGCAUCAAGCAUGUCCACCCUCUUGUCACACGGUCCUUGUCUUUUGUGUCUCAAGAGGACAAGCCCCCCCUACACCCCAUGUUGUUUGAUCUCCCCUUUCUCCCUGCUUUGAUCACACACUCCCUUGUGAUAAAUAGGCCGUUGUGUGUGUGUGUGCAUGUGUGCUUGUGCUUGAGGGGGACAGUGGGGGAUUAUUCUGGACCCUAGUGGCAUUGAUGGAUGAUGUAUCUGUCCCCUGGACACUCGAAAGAAAUUGGGAGAGGUCAAGAUUUGUCUGAGAGCUGUCAGGGCAGUACUGUCAAGAGAGACAGCUCAUAUCACAAUAUAUCACACAGACUGCUACAAAAAGACUAUACCCAUGACAUGGCUCAUAUCACAAUAUAUCACACAGACUGCUACAAAAAGACUAUACCCAUGACAUGGCUCAUAUCACAAUAUAUCACACAGACUGCUACAAAAAGACUAUACCCAUGACAUGGCUCAUAUCACAAUAUAUCACACAGACUGCUACAAAAAGACUAUACCCAUGACAUGGCUCAUAUCACAAUAUAUCACACAGACUGCUACAAAAAGACUAUACCCAUGACAUGGCUCAUAUCACAAUAUAUCACACAGACUGCUACAAAAAGACUAUACCCAUGACAUGGCUCAUAUCACAAUAUAUCACACAGACUGCUACAAAAAGACUAUACCCAUGACAUGGCUCAUAUCACAAUAUAUCACACAGACUGCUACAAAAAGACUAUACCCAUGACAUGGCUCAUAUCACAAUAUAUCACACAGACUGCUACAAAAAGACUAUACCCAUGACAUGGCUCAUAUCACAAUAUAUCACACAGACUGCUACAAAAAGACUAUACCCAUGACAUGGCUCAGCUGCAUAAUUCUAAAACCUAUUUUGAGUUGUUCAUGUAAAACUUUACUGUCUGUGCAUUCAUAUGUUGUAAAAUAGCUACGAUAUUUUGUGGGUAUUGUUGUAGCAACAACCUGACGACUAUGACAGUAUUUGUAUGUCGACUAACCAGAACCGGCUGCCGUUCAAUGUUUUCCGUGUAUGAGUUAAGAAGAAUCAAAUAAACUACAUUUUGUAUUUACACACGUUAUUAACUACGAUUUUUUUUUUACAUUAAUAUAUGUCUCUAUUCUUUCAAUAUAUUUUUUCACCCAUAUUUUCGGUUGUAAAAUGCUGAUUAAGAGAGAGCAUUUUUCAAUUUGUCAGAAAGAAUAAUACAUUGUCAGAGGACUAAGAGGGUUAAAUCUAUUGAGGAAAAUGCAUUUGGUGUACGGUUUAAAAGUGUACACAAUAUAGGCUAAUAGUAUAGCCUACUUUUAAAAAAUAUAGGCCUAUAAAAUAAUUGUUAAAUAUUGUUUCCAAAACAGUUAUCAUCGGCCUAUUUAAUAGUAAUACCUUGUCACUAUAUUUUAUUGCAGGCAAUUGCGAGUUUAUAUAGGGCUCACGCGUUGCAAUUACAUAAAUCGUUUAUUCAAUGUAGCAAGCAAGCAGGUUGCAUUUAUGAUAACAAAGUCGGUUGAUACCAAUUAUUCUGAACGUAUCCAAAUGUUUCAUGCCUUUGUUUACGUCUUUGGCACAAAUAAGUGUACUCUUGCACAAACUGUGAAAAGCAUCUGGUGAAAGAUAACAAGUAAAAACAGGUGUAGAGACUUGUGUUUAAAGCCUGAAAUAAAAACACAUUGCUCAGCGUUGUUUCGAAAGCCUUUAAAACAUCUACCGGCUUUUUAUCGCCCACGUGUGUGUUUUUAAAAGUAUUUGACCGCUAGAUACAUUAUUUUCAUUAAUAAUAGAUUAAUCUACUGGUGAGAGCGGAGACGGAGCUGUGGGGAGGGGUCUCCUCGUCAGAUCAGGCAAUCCUUUGGUUUGAGAUAAGAACGGGAGGAGGAGUGGCCUUCGGAUAACUCCGGGCGCUCCGAGGGGGCAAUAGGGAAUCACUAGCCUAAUGAGAGAGAGCUCACCUCAUCAUCAAAGACGCACUCACACAGACUAGAGAGUGGCGGCUUCAGCUCCAACCAGGGAAGACACACCGCAGCCUGCUUGCCUGCCUCCUCUCUCUCCCUGGCCCUGCCUGCCGCCCCAGCCCCGGCCUGACGGCCUCUCUCCUGUAAUGAUACUAUGGGUUGUGUUGCCAACUCCACCGGGACACAACUGCUGUUACAACUGGAAGCUCUAAGAACCGCGGCGCAACUUUCCCAACUCUACCACCUCACGGAGAACAGCAAGGUCAGAGAUAAACAUGUCCGUCGCAUAAUUGCCAGUGUGUUAAUAAAUAAUAAUAAUAAUAAUAAUAGUAAUAAUAAUAGCCUGUAAUAAUAACAAUAAUAAUAAUGAUAAUAACAAUAAUAAUAAUAAUAAUAAUAAUAAUAAUAAUAAUAAUAAUAAUUACGAUAAUAAUAUGGCUUCUCUUCUCAGUGAUUAGGUAUAUUUGGCCUAGCCUCUAAGCACACUUCCGCACCGUCAUAACAUAGCAUAGGGCCGAUAAAAGUAUUGGAUGAAGUUACUACAGUUUUACUAUUCUGUGUGGAUGUGUGUUUUACCUCUCGUACUGUUUUGCUGUGUAAAGGCCUGCAUUAUAAUUAAUUGUUGUUUAAGUUGGCGGUGAGCGCCCCCAUGCGUUCGCACAAAACACAUUGUGACUGGUCUUGAGUUAAUUUCAGUGUAUUUGAACUGUAUAUUGUUCAUUUCUUUGUGAUUGUAUAUAACUGUGGGCCUACAUGUUUGCUCAUAAUUCAGCCAUUGGCUAUUCAAUUCAACAUGAUCCUAGGCCUAUUUUGCAGUUAUCGUGUAAUUAUGUUGCUCUUUCGAUUUAACAAGCAAAAACACACAUUUAUUGCAAUCUCUAUGUUUCAGUCCCUCAAAUUAAAUCAGAUGUCGGCCUACAUGUUGUAGACAUGUUUGUAUUAUUUGAAUUGCGCACGGAUAUGCAUGCAAGUUGUUCUGUAGAUGAAUGCACUGCAGGUAUUUCAUAUUUGAUGUGGCAUUUCUUUUCAUUGUCUGCGUCCCUUCCAAAAUAAUUAUAGCCUACGAGACACGGUCCUUUUAUUUCAAUCGUCUGGAGUUGUAGGCCUACUUGCCUACUUGAACUAUAUUUUUGUUUACACCCCAAAUUAUGAUUGUUCUUGGCUCAUUGAAUUCAACAUAUUCUAGCUAAAAUUUUGGGCCGUGGAGUCAGCCUGAAUUCUAAUAACAAUGGGUUUGAAUGUGGAGUUUUAAAACCCAAAAGAAGAGCGUCAUUGGACAGCCUAAUUAUUGUGGCAAAUGAACAAUGUUUAUUGCCUCCUAUAAUUUGUUAUCAAAUAUAUUUCAAUAAUAAUCUUUCGAUUUUAGAAACAAUAAUAAUGAAUGUGCAUCGAUGAAUAGGCCUAUCACUAUCACAUGUUUAUAUGAUAAACAAUGGGUGUAAAGUAGACACAAAAACGAAAUCGUAUUUAUAAAUGUAUUUAUAUGCCAAGCAAGUCAAAUAUUAAAUAAACAAAAUUGGGCUGUAAGGAUAAUUGUAAAAUAGCCCUUUUUGGUUAGGCCUACUUUUAUAGGCCUAAUACAAAUUAUUAUUUUUAUUGUUGUUUCCAUUGAUAACAAUAAUAACAGCAACGAUAUUGACAGAUUAAGGUAUUAAUAAGCCUAAUAAAUCGACGGCAAUUAAGAUGUAUUUAUUUAUUCAUGACAAGCAGACUAUAGCUUUUUUGUUGACUAUACUGUCCCUAACCGCCUUCUCACCCUCCCUUUUCUCUUCAACAGAUUUAUUAUAAAGCUAUUAGGGAUAUUGAAGUAGGGGAGGAGCUACUGGUGUAUAUGAAGGACGGACUUUUCCCGGAGGGAUCGAUGGCACCGAACCUAGAAGGUAAGAUUAAUGCGCAUCAUUAGCGCAUAUUUUAAACAAACUCCAAACGAACAUCCUGCGCGGCUUUGUUGGCCAAUGCAGCGGUAACCCUGCUAUAGAGUUCAGAAACAAACACCCAUCUUUCACAUAUGCUAAAGAUGCUGCUUUUGGAUUUAACCUUAAUGACAAAUUCGUUGUAAAUUUAGCCCCCAAUAAUCUUUUAAUAAUGAUUUUAGAUACAGAUUUCAUUGGCCAAAUAUAUUUCCCCCUAAGAACCUCUUUCUAUGGAUUUAUUGAGGAAGAUCCAAAACGUCAUAAUAAUUUUUUAGACAAAAUUCACACGGGAUGUGUGUCCCCUUCAGAGAGUAGUAUUUUAUCAAUUUUUCUGAGAGAGAUUUUUGUCUUCUCAUGAAAAGAGAUCUGAUGUCUAGCCCAUACACCCGAUCAACGACGAACUCAGUUCUCAUCCAUCCUCGACAAUUGCUUUAGUCUAGUCCAGGGUUUCCCAAACUCGGUCAUGGGGCCCACCCUGGGUGCACGUUUUGGUUUUUGCCCUAGCACUACACAGCUGAUUCAAAUAACCAACUCAUCAUCAAGAUUUGAUUAUUUUAAUCAGCUGUGUAGUGCUAGGGUAAAAACCAAAACGUGCACCCAGGGUAGGCCCCAGGACCGAGUUUGGGAAACCCUGACUCUAGACUAGUGGGUCCUUUAUCACUUUCCAAAAUGACUUAGGCAUAGGCCUACAAGUGACAGUGGAUACUAUAAAAUGGAGGGAUGUAGAAAAGAUUACAAAGGCCUGAAGACAAUUGCAAAUAAAAUGAUGUUAUGUAGGCUAUUUCUUGAAAUAUAAAUAAUGUUUGUAGGGAAGGAUUUGACAAGUAGGCCUAUUACGUUUGUAGGGAUGGAUUUGACGUAGGCCUGGCCCUACUUACCUUGCGUUAGAAUGAAUAUAAGAUAGGCCUAUAACCUAUUAGAUAGGCUAUACUGUAGCCUAUUAUUGGAAUUAAUAGGUUUUGUGAUGGGGAUAAAAGCGUUUUAUUAGCCUCAAGUCAAAAAGUGACAGAAUGGUUAGGUAAAACACGACGUUAGUGGUCAAUGAGAUUUGAUGCUGGGUCAUUUUACAAGAACUGAAAUCCAAUGACUUUGUUUUUGAGAAAUCUGUAUAAUUUCAGAAUGGCGACCUCCCCACACUUCGGAUUUCGUGUUUUGGCAUGUAGGCCUAUUGUUUAUUUUUAUGGAUUAAUUUGGUUUUGUCUAACAUGCAAAAUGUCUUGGGCCAUUCCAAUUAAUUUAGGACUACGAUAUUUCAGUUGUGCUUGUUGUAAAUUAUCUUGUAGCCUAGGCUACAUGUCAAAGAGAACGUUAUUUCAUAACUCCAAUUUGAUCCAGGUACUCCAUUUUGAUCAAGGUGAGGUAAGGCAUAGUUCAGUUGGACGUUUGAACAUCUUGGUCUUUUUGCACUAAAAUGGGGUUAUGCUUUAACUUGUCAUGGUCUAUAAAAACUGUGUAGACAGUACAAGGUAUUCGUGAGCCAUAGAUUUUCUAACACACACAAAAUGUUUUCUCUGAAAGAUUUGAAAGCCUUACUCAGAUCUCUUUGCCAAAAGAACAGGAGGGGGGGGGGUGAAAGGAUAGGAAAGGGACGUGCGCGAGAUAUUUUAAAAGAGAGAAAGAGAAAAAGAAAGAGACUGACAUAUUACGAGAGUUUGUGAAAGAUAGAAAAUGGACGAGAGGCAGAAUGAAAGAGCAAAUUAGUGACAAAGGGAAAGGUAGACUGUGUGUGUGAGUGCACAAGAGAAAAGAAGGGGAGAGGAAUAGAUUGGCGCUGCACCACUCUUCGGCUGGUUUAUAGGAGCUGGAAUUUGGAGUGGGGCUUGAGGAGUCCCCUGAGACCUCACCCAUGCUCCCAGAUUAGUCGCUAAACUGCACAUAAUUGUGUUCCUCUACAUCUCCCAGAAAGCUAUUAGUCUCCCAUUUGUGAGCGCUUUCACCGUCCUCCCUCCGCAACAUUCCUCCUCUCUCUUCCGGAGUGUUACUGAUGGAACACAGAUAAUGGCGCCAAAUUAUUAUUCGGCCUUAAACACCGCACACGCUUCCUACCUGGCAUUGUAGGCCUCGAGUCUAAUGUCAUCUAGCGGUGAAGCCGAUGGCUAGGUGCGGUUCUUUCCGAGUCCUCCUCGCGUUUCAAUUCCUACUUGAAGUGUUGUUUGAUUUGACAAAGCCUCGGUGUAAUAAAACAAGUAAUAAAGCCUCAAUAAGCGCUUUAUAAGCCUGUUCAUGGAAACAUGUCGCAGCCUUCAAAGGUGACACAUCCAAAUAGCUUUGCGCUGAGGUGUUUUUAGGUUGGAAUGGAACAUUUAACACAGUAAAACGCUCACUCCGUUAUGAGUUAUGUGGCUAUGGUGGCAGCUAUGCAUGCAUAGUGUUUUGAGUUUGAAGUAAUGGAGGACUGUGACCAAGAGGGUCAUUUGUUCAAAUCCAUGUUUAGACAAAGUGCUGUUUCUACACUUCUGCCCUUUUAAUGGCUCUGGACAUAGCCAGCUGAAUAAAUGGUGGCAUACAGUAGAAACCAGGUGAGCCAUGCGCUGUAAGUCAUUUUGAAUCAACUUGUCUGCUUAGCUUUUUCGAUGAUUAAUAGUUACAGUGGGGUGUGUUAAGGGGAUCUCCGGUGCCCUCAUGCAGUGCCCACUCGGGUCAUGGCAGAGCGGGCAUCUUGGGUUGAUUGGCAUUCUAAAACCUCCACAGGGUGGGUGACAACCUAACCUAACCCCGCAUGGCUCAUUCUUCUUGGACAACGUCCACCAUCUACUCUGCCUUCUCCCUCCCCCUCUCUCCAACUUGGCCUGAGUUGUUGAACUUGGCAUCCAAGUCAGGAACCCACCAUUGAAACCCCCUGCCUCCCAAGUUUUAUUGGUUUGACCUUGGUUGGGAAAAGUAUUACAAAGGCUAUCAUGCUGGAAAAGAAUGACAAAUGUGUAGGCUAUUGUUUCCUUUGCUCGCUAUAAAGCCAAAGAACAGCCGCUACUACUGGACUUAAAGUAAUCAACUAUGAGUUAAUUAAGGUGUAAAGCCCUCUGGCCCAGGCUACAUUUGACUUUUAAUAGAUUUUUCCUUUUACAUCAACGCCAUUUGGAGAGUGGUUGUUUUAAGCGUUUUAACAUGCACUUGAUUAGCUUGGACAGGAGAGUGAGGGGGUAUAGGCUACACUCAGAUUUAUUUUUAUCCAAGUUUGAAUGCUAGACAUUUCUGGAUGCUCUUGCCUUGUUUAUAGUUGUACUGCACAGACUUGUACCUUUACAGCUGAUCUAACCUGUACUCACAAGUGUGUGUUGUUGUCUUUGUCCAGAAGACACAUUUCCGAUAAAACAGUUGUGACAAAUAAAGUUGUAUUGUUUUGUAGACGAACAGAUGUACCGCUGCGAGGAUUGUGAUGAGCUGUUCACCUCGGCCCUGGAGCUGCGGCGGCACCAGAAGUACUCGUGCGCCAGCGCCGGCUCCCUGUUCGAUACGCUCAGCAACGAGGACUUCAAGCAGGAGCGCGACGACAGCGACCACGAGCCCAUCCACGAGUGCAAGGAUUGUGAGAAGAUCUUCCCCAACGAGUACAGGUGCAGCACAUAUGCACACACACAGUGGUACUAUCACCUCUACACUAAUGACCAUCAUCAUUAUCCUAAAUGACUGUGUUUGUGUGUGUCUGUGGUCCCUGUCCAGUCUGGGCCAGCACAUGAUCGUGCACACAGAGGAGCGGGAGUACAAGUGUGACCAGUGUCCCAAAGCCUUCAACUGGAAGUCCAACCUCAUCCGCCACCAGAUGUCCCACGACAGCGGAAAGCGCUUCGAGUGUGAAAACUGCGAUAAGGUACAGCACACCCGGCACGUAAGUUGUGCACACAAACACAGGCUCUUCUCCUUCGCUACCUUGGUGAAUGCUGACACUAGCUACAGUAGCGACUUGAAUGAGGAGAAAAUCCAUGCUGUAUGUAUGUAGAAAAUGUGAUUGUAAUCAUGUGAUGUCAUGAUUAAGUUGACAACCAUAAACGCAACUUAGUACCAACUUAAUCAUGUCGGUUUAUGUUAGAUGACUUGACAAUGUAGUUUCAGUUUAUUCAGCUUAUUGGUUGACUGGCCAUCAAGUUAGUUGUUUGUGAAUGUCACCACCAUCACAAUGCUAAAAGGCCAUUCAUGGGAAGCUGGCAUAGACUGAGAUAGAUUGUCAGGUUUUGUGUUGUCUAUGAUGGCAGUAAAAGCCAUUUUACGCAGUAGUAUUUAUUACAGUGAUCGGAUGAUUGUGAUCGCUGGCCAUAACUGCUUUAUAUCUGUGUGUAUGCAUAUGUGUGUGUGUGUGUGUCAAUGUAAACAUGCCGGCCACCCCCCCUACCCGUAGGUGUUUACGGACCCCAGCAACCUGCAGCGCCACAUCCGCUCACAGCACGUAGGGGCGCGCGCUCACACCUGCCCAGAGUGUGGCAAGACCUUCGCCACCUCCUCGGGCCUCAAGCAGCACAAGCACAUUCACAGCAGUGUCAAGCCCUUCAUCUGUAAGUCUGAGUCUCCACCGCCCCCGCCGCCGCCACGGCCUAGCCAACCCACAUCUAGUUCUACCUCCUCCCCGUGUCCAAAGGCCUCAUCCUCCUCUUCCUCCUCCCUCCGUCUCUCUCCAACCCCAGGCAGGGCCAGUGACAGUAGCAGACACAAUCCCAUAGGUCAGAGACAAUUCCAUGACCCCAUCCCUUCUUCAGCCGCCAUUUUGUUUUGCGUUUUUCCCACCUUUUUAAAAUUGUUUUUGUUAUCCUCGUCCUUCCCCCUCUCCGUGCCUCUCACUCUCCUUCUCUUUUUGUUGUAUGGGUCACACUUUAUUUUGAUAGUCCAGCUUAGAAUUGGAUAGAGGGUGCACUUGCAAUGGUACAGAUAGGAGGUGGGCCCUCUUUUCAACUCUAUGGUCCCUCUGCAGCUUAUAUGUUACUGAAAGUAGUUUAUUAAUAAUUUGUUGAGCAUCUUUAGGGGGACUUUCAAAAAAGUGUUACUUUGUGUGUUCCUUUCGGGUUUCUUUCCUUCUUUCCCCUGUGUGUGUGUUUUUUCCCUCUGAGGGUGAUAGAAAACGAAUUUCCGACGGCACGGGCAGAUUUGAUAUGAUAAAAGUAGAUCCACAGUAUCUGCUUCAGCUCCCCAUUGGACGAUGCUGGAAGCCUUCUUCUCUCACUCAACUUUCUGCUUUGCAUUUCUGUUUGUACUCAUGUGCACGUAUGCGUGUAUAUGCCUAUAUACAUGUAUACGGACAGUAUGUAUUCAAGCAACAUUUCAUAGAACAUAGUGUGAAAAUAAUCAGCUUAACCGUAUAUUGCCCACUGUGGAUAUAUGGUAGGUGUGUUGCCAGCCAUAGUGAUUCAAUGGCCAAUAAGUAUGAAGAUGAAAAAUGUUGUCACUGGAUUUCACCAAAAGCAUGUACGAUUUCUGAUUUGUAUAGAUAUACAGCCUUUAGACAAAAUGAAGGCACGAUGUGCAUGUAUAUUUCUCUAAGUAGCCUAAUGUUGCAUCUGUGUAGGCUGUUGACGUGGUACUCUGAGUUAGUGACAGUGUUUAAAUGGGCUUAACCAGGCCCAUGUGGGCUGUGUGUCUCCCCAGGCGAGGUGUGCCACAAGUCCUACACGCAGUUCUCCAACCUGUGCCGCCACAAGCGCAUGCAUGCCGACUGCCGCACCCAGAUCAAGUGCAAGGACUGUGGCCAGAUGUUCAGCACUACCUCCUCCCUCAACAAGCACCGGCGCUUCUGUGAGGGCAAGAACCAUUACGGCCCUGUUGGGGGCCUUUUCGCUCCCGGCAUUCCCAUGAGCAGCAGCCCCAUUCUGGCCAAGUCCAAGUCCCACCACCACCCCCACCACCACCCAGGCCUCAACCACUCGGGCCUGGCCUUCCCCGACUACUUUCCCCUCCCGGCCACACCCUCACCCUCAUGCCGGCCUUCCCUUCUCCCCUGGGCCGCAUGGCUUUCCCUCGCUCUCCCACGGCUUCCCGGGCCUCUUCCCCCCCUCGCUCUACCCCCGGCCGCCCUUACUGCCCCCCAGCCCACUGCUGAAGAGCCCCCUGGGCAACAACAGUAACAACGGUGGGAUUCAGGAGGGCAAGCUGCCCCGCAGCCCCCUGGACGGGCCUCCACUGUCUCUGGUCAGCUCCAUUAACAACAGCAAUGGAGGCAGUAGUCUCCUCAGCAGCCAGGAGAGGGAGGACAAGGAUAGGCUGGCGUACGGCGAGGCCAAGGCCAAGGCCAAGAUGUCGGAGGUGUCGGACGGCAGUGACCUGGAGGACGUCAACACCACCAGCGGCACCGACCUGGACACCACCACCGGCACCGCCUCGGGUUCAGACUUAGACAGCGACGCAGAGAGCGAGCGGGAACAACGGGAGCGGAGCAGCGGCACCAAGAGGAGGAAGGCGGCAGGCGCUGGAGGGGCGAGGGGGACGGAGAGAGGCGGGUCUGGAAGGGCGGCCGGACGAUGUGAGUAGCGGCUCGGUGUCGGCGGUGUCCAGCUCGGGCAACCUGGCCUGCGAGCGGCCCUCCUUCCUCUCGGCCGCAUCCCAGCACUCUUUCUUCCCGCCUCCGGAGGAGCAGGCGCUGCCCCCCACAGGUGGCGCUGCUGCCACCGACUCCAUCAAGGCCAUCGCCUCCAUCGCAGAGAAGUACUUUGGCCCUGGCCUUAUGGGCCUGCAGGAGAAGAAGAUGGGCUCGUUGCCCUACCAUUCCAUGUUCCCCUUCCAGUUCUUACCCAACUUCCCUCACUCCCUCUACCCCUUCGCCGAGCGGACCGGCACCCUCAACCCUGGCAUGUUCUUCAAGGCUGAGCCCAAGUCGCCUCGUGAGCAGCAUCCGACACCCCACAAAAUGGCCGCCCAGGGCACCGGAGAGUCAUCGCCCUUCGACCUCACCACCAAGCCCAAGGAGGCCAAGCCGGCCCCACCGGCCCCCGCCAAGCCGACCCCACCCAGCGGUAGCAGCAACGCCCCCCUCAUUCUCCCCGGGGGUGAGGAGCAGCCACUGGACCUGAGCAUCGGCAGCCGCCGACGGGACGGACACAACGGGAUGGUGGCCCCCGAGCAGCCGCCCAGCCGCAAGAACCACCGCAAGGAGGAGCACCCCGGCAGCCACCCGCACUCCCACGCCCAGCACCCCCAGGGCCACUCCCUCCUCCAGCCCCCGCUGCCCCAGCACCAGCAGCCCCUGGCUCAGCCGCCCCAGCAGCAGCCCUCCCUGCACUACGCCAAGCCCUCACCCUUCUUCAUGGACCCAAUAUACAGGUAUUUCAGCCCCGAGUAGACCAGAGGCCUCACCAGACACUGUAUGAUAACCAACUCAAGUUGAAACUCACGUUAGAACCUAUAUUCAAUAUAAUAUAUAUCUCAAAAUCUGUAUGUCAGUGUUCAGACUUAACCUUUCCCCUCAUGAGAUAAGAGGAAAGGACUAGGUUGCAAUAUCCACACUAGCAAACCACUAAGAAUGCAGUCCCAGCGCAUUGCUUCACUAAGUGGUAUGCUAACGUAGCUAUUGGUCAAGGUUGUAGGUUCAAUGCGUACAGGGAUCACAUACAUUGAAAAUGUAUGAACUCACUGUAGUGUAAGUCCCUUUGGAUAAAAGUGUCUAGUAAGUAUUAUAGUUAUAAUAAAUGAAAUUAUAAUACAUUAUAUGGGCAGGUAUAGUGUGAAGUAGUGCAACCUUUCCAGUUGACCUCUGACCUUCGUACGUAACCCUUGUCCUUGCUGUCCAGCAGGGUGGAAAAGAGGAAGCUACUGGACCCUGUGGGAGCUCUGAAGGAGAAGUACCUGAGGCCCAGCCCGCUGCUCUUUCAUCCACAGGUACACGGACACACACACACACACACACACACACACACACACACACACACACACACACACACACACACACACACACACACACACACACACACACACACACACACACACACACACACACACACACACACACACACACACACACACACACACACAGUAAGUCCUCACUGCUGCAAGGCAGACAGACAGACGGGUAGCAGGUAGCCUAGAAAGGCGAGCCAGCAACUGGAGGUUUGCCAGUUCAAAUCCCGGGUCUGACGGUAAAAAUCUGUCGGGAAAUGAGCUGGCAACCGGAGGUUUUCUGGUAUCAAAUCCUAGAUGCCAUUGCCUGCCGUUGUGCCCUUGAGCAAGACACUUAACCCCCACAACAACUGCUCCACAGGAGUCCAGUGUUGAAGCAUCCUGCUCCAACCUCUCCAACCUGUAUAUUUAUGUGUCUUUCGGAGGGGUUGGGUUAAAGAAGAAGUCAGAUUUCGGUUGGACCUUACAAUUGACGAAUAAAGUAAUCUUAAUAUUCAUCUGACUGACUGACUGCAUCUGACUGAUUAAACAUAGAUGUGCUCAUCAAUGACAUUGAAUAGACGGGUAGAGACAGAUUGGGAAAACUGGUCACCAAGUUGAAUUGUCAGGCAGAAUUUUUAGAAUCGAUAUCUGAUUUUGUCCCAACAUGUUGCUCUAUGAGAAUUCCCACAAACCCACUCCUGAAACCCUUCUGUCCUGCGCAACGUUCCCACAACGGUCCCGAAACGCCACUGUUAUUUCUCAGGGGCUCUGUACGAUUUCUUCCUUUGUUUACGAUGUGGCGCCUCGGAAUUCCACCGCCUCCCACCUUGUUGCACAGAAGACAAAAAGUCUGCUAUCGCAUCGCCCCUUUGAUAAUCAAACCACAUUGUUUGGCUUGUCCCCAAACCCUUCCAACCCUUCCCACCUACCAAACAACCUCCCAGCGACGAUAACAAGAAUGAUACGUAUUAAUAAUAAGAAUAAUAAGCUUUUGAAUCGAGCCCUAUCUCACCCCAUGCAGCUAUCCCACGAUUCAGCCUCUUGCUAAUGCUAAACUUAGUUGUGGCAUUGUUUCUUUGGGCCUCUGAGCACACGGGGAGCUAAUAACUUCCUCCUGGCUAGUUUCUUCUCCCUGGCUGCCUAGAUAAUAGCAGUGUGUCCAUCAAGGACAUCCUGUGUUUGUGUCCAGGAGAAUGGGGGCUGUUGUUGGGAACUUGUUUUAUCUGACCUGGGAAUCUGCUUGGUCCUCUAUCAAUUGUGAAGUUGAACGAGGCACUCACACACUGAGUUAGCAUGUGCACACACACACACAUACACACACACACACACACUCUGUACCCUACAUGUACAUCCAACAACAACAGUGGAUCCUUUUCCCCUAUAUGCCAGGUGUGGGUGGCACAUAAGGACAGGUGUUAGCAUAAGGGCAGACCUUUGAGACGUACGAACAAACGGCCAUGAAUGGUCUGUCAAAGCAACUUUCACCUGGUUCUUGGACAGAAGACGUCCAAGACAAAUACGAGGCCCAAUAAGCCCUCUGUUAUCCCAACAAUCUAGCCUCAAAUCCACCCAGUUAUCACACCACAAUGAAGGGAUUGCUCAUUGAAGGGAUCGCUCAAUAAUUCAUUCCGCUGACAGAAUCAUCCUACGGCGAGACGCUACGAAUAAAUAAAUUGAGACGCCGUGUCUGUCUCCGUGUCCCCUGUUGUAUUCCCAAACCAGGAAGGAUGUAAGCUGUUAUUGGCAAAUAAACCCCCAGGCCCAUAACUGACUGGCCCUUUGUCCCGAGGCUGGGGGAGGAGACGAGGUAAAGCAGUAUAAGUGACGGGUAUCUUUAAACUAUAUUGUAUGGUUCCCAUCAGAGCUCUCAUUGAAUGGCUUAUUGAGCUUGCGAUGGCUUCACCGAGAGGGUGGAGGGGGAAGGAGGAGGUAGCUGAGAACAAAGUCUGCCUGGGCUGGGGGGGCUCAGGGUGCUCCUCGAGUGUCUGCGAACGUGCGCUAGGUCAGGGAGGUGACUCCCGUCAGCACAAUCAAGAGAACGACCUCUGAUAUAGAGCUUCCUCCUGCCUUCCACUGAAGGGGAAUGACCUCCCAACCUCUAUGUUUCUUUCUCUGGCCCCGCUACCAGGUGCUCGUCCCUCUAGCGAACACUUUCCAAUUUAACCAACUAAUCAAGGCCUAGUGCAAUCUGUUGAAGAACAGUAAUUAAAACUAAAACGUGACUGUAAAUCUUCCCCUAUCUACAGCUACAGUAUCUUUACCGUGGUACACCUUCUUUACCUCAGAUGUCGGCCAUGGAGAACAUGACGGAGAAGCUGGAGAGCUUCGGCGCUCUCAAACUGGACGCCCCGCCCAACUCACUGCAGCACUCGGCUCACCCGCUCUUCAACUUCCGCUCGCCGCCGCCCUCCCUCUCUGACGCCAUCCUCCGCAAAGGAAAGGAGCGCUACACCUGCAGGUAGGCAUCCGCCAGAGAUUUGUUUUGGUAAAUGUUUUUGUAGAAGGGGGGAAGAAGUGGGGAACAACAAGGGGUAUGAGAGAGCGAGAAGCAGAGAGAGAGGAGGCAAGAGAGCGUAGGAGAGAGCUAGGAGCGAGAAGAGCGAGCGCGCAUCGUGCGACUACUAUAUCUCUCUAUCGUACUAUCUCUCUUCUACUCUCUCUCUCUCUCUCUCCUCUCUCAUCUCUCUCUCUCUCUCUCUCCUCUCUCUCUCUCUCUCUCCCCCCCUCCCCCCAGGUACUGUGGGAAGAUCUUCCCCAGGUCAGCUAAUCUUACCAGGCACUUACGGACACACACAGGAGAGCAGCCCUACAGGUAAGCCUUUCCUGUCCUCCCUCUCCUCUCCCCCUCUCUUCUCUUCUCAAUCCCUCCAUACCGCUGACAGAGGCCUACUCCACCCGAUCAACCAAUGAUGAAAUCACAUCCUUCCCACCUGAUUUAUUCCUCCUCAUUUGGCAACGAAAACACACUCAUGCCUGGCAUAGGCAUUGAUGACGGACACACACACACACACACACUCAAAUCUGCUGAUUCGGCUGUGCACACACACACCGCAGAGUGAUAUAUACAUAUAUACGACCUGCUGGAAACGUGAGGAGUGGUGCGUCUGGCACUUGAGAAGAGCGAGAGCGCAAGAAAAGCGCGAGAAUGUACGAAAGAGAAGGAAGAUUGAUGCAGUCUGCCCAGAUGUUGUAGUGGGGUAGGACAGGGAGGGAGGGAUGGAAGGGGGCAGGGGAGCGGUGGUCCUGGACAAUGUCGGGUUGUAAUGGUGCCCUGGAGAGAUCAGGCCUCUGUUUAUAGAGACCAGUUAGUUAUCAAUCAUUUGGCUCCUGCCCAGCCUCUCUCUCUCUCUACCCCCCCCCCCCCCCUCUCUCUCUCUCUCUCUCUCUCUCUCUCUCUCCUUUUCUCUCUCCUUUUUUCUCUGUUUGUCUCUCGCUCUCUCCGUCUCCUCCCUGCUGAAUUUCUAUCCUUCCCUUCUCCCUCUCUCUCCUCUUCUCUGCUGGAUCUCUCUACUUCUCUCUCUCUCUGUCUCUGUUUCUCCAUCUCUCGCCAUCUCCAUCUUGGAGCCCAACAAACCGUGUGCAGUUUGAGAACAUAUUGACAGUAAAUGGCAAGAGUGACAGUGAUAGCCAAGCAAGCAGUUCUACCUUCGAAAGGGACCUGCGAUCUAAUUUUCAAAUGGACCUCCUAGUAUUUGAAACUUGGCUAACCUGAGUGCACAGACCGAAAGUGGUGCACUUUGUCCUAUGUUGAGCUGUAGUGCCAACUCUUUGAGCACAAUCUACAGAAAUAGAGAGAGGGGGAGAGAGAGAGAGAGAUUUUCUCGGGGGACCCAGUUCCCGGGCCCAGUCCAAACAAUCUACUGAUUAGCUCAUUUAGAAACAAUUUACCAUAACAAAUAGCAGACAUCAUUAUCUCUGCCACUUUUCAGGCAAAUAAGACCAAAGUAGCACAGAGGGACAGGGAGAGAGAGAGAGAAAGUGACAAGGGGAGACUGAGACCGAGAGAGAGAGGGAGAGAGUGACCGAGAGAGAGAGGGAGAGAGUGACCGAGAGGGAGAGGGAGAGAGUGACCGAGAGAGAGAGGGAGAGAGUGACCGAGAGGGAGAGGGAGAGAGUGACCGAGAGAGAGAGGGGAGAGAGAGAGAGAGGGAGAGAGUUACCGAGAGAGAGAGGGAGAGAGUGACGGAGAGAGUGACAGAGAGAGAGAGGGAGAGAGUGACUGAGAGAGAGAGGGAGAGAGUGACCGAGAGAGAGAGGGAGAGCGAGAAGUGGAGACCGAAAGAGACACCAGGAGAGGAAAAGUGAGAGCGACAGAGUGUGUGUGAGAGAGACAGAGAGAGAGACCAGGGCCUCCUAGCCAAGGCCUUCAUGCUUCAUUGUCUUAGGGCCAUUUGCCUGCCUGAGUUCCUAUCAGACGGCUGCUUUCUGCUCCAGAAAUUGGCCACACUUUAGACCUGACCACUGAAAGACCCCAUUCAGCCGGUAACGCUGCAGCCCCCUCGCAACGUUCUGGACGGCCGGGGAGAGAAAAAAAGUCGUAAUUUCACAUCCCUUCGGACAAAAAUAAAUAAAAACACUGAAUUGAAUUAGUGUUGGCGCUCGACCAUGCUCUGUGAAGUGUGGUGCUCCAAGUCUGGAUGUUAGCGAGCUUGAGAACACGCAUGUACGCACGUAGCGCACGGGUGCACACACACACACAAUCACACGCACACACAAACACACACACAUACACAAACACACGGCAGAACAUGAAAAGAGCCCUGCAUCUUGAUUCCAAAGCUUGAUCACCGGCAACUUUUCCCAAAGCAAUUAGCCCUGAAUGUCAGCCUUGCAGCAGCAGGGGCUUUCUGUCUGACGUUGGUGUGUGUGUGUGUGUGUGUGUCUGUGCAUGCGUGUGUGUGCCGUGUUUGUUGGGGUUAGCGGAGGUCACCUUGUAGCAGGUCUGCAGGCCCUGACGCAUGCACACACACAACAAAGAGCCAGUGUCAGUGGGCUAGGGGGCUUUGACAAGGCCUGGCCACUGUUUAUUUAUGGCCAGGUUAAAUAGAUGUACAGCCGUGUGUGUGUGUGACCCCAGAUGUAUCGCUGAAAGAUUUCCCCGAAAUCCUCCCUCAAAUCAGGACCACGUUCCUACCUGCUUGUUUGUUUUUCGGGUUGCCAGUGUUUACCCCCGGUUGCCAGAUUUCAGAGUGCGAGUGAGAGUGAUCCACAGUCAGAGUGGAUGUUGAGCUGGGUUGUGAUGCAUCAGGGUUGCCAAAUAUUGUACUACCAAUCCCACUGGGUGACGCAUCAAUGUUUCUCCACCACAUGGUGGCGUUAUUGUCGUUUUAAUUGACCCAUAGUCUGUUAGUGUGUCCUUUUGUGACUAUGAGGUAGUGACAGAGUGAAAACCCUCGUUUUGCUUCUCUAGUUUAUGUUCUAACCACUGAUGCGGUCGCCUAUUCAUCACAUUAGUUGCGUACGCUUGAGGAAUUGAUGGACGGACGCACAACACACCUCCAUACUCUCCCACCAUGCAGGCCAGGGGCAAACCCUGCAUGUGUGUGUGUGUGUCAAUAUGUGUGUGUGUUUGUGUGCGCCUGUGUCAGUGCUGCAGUGACAAAUGUGUCCAUGUAGAAAGGCCCAUAGUAGAUUAACAGUCAUGUUGCCCACAGUGUUUAGACUGAGGCAUUCUGGGUCAUUACUGUUGUUUACACAGUGGAACAGGCCACUCAUUUAGACCACCUCUCUCUACCACUCUUUCGCUCACUCUUUCUUUCUCUCGCUCUUUCUCGGCAUCCCGAGCACCCUCUUCCCUGCCUGUCUCUGCCACUCUACUAGUCUAGCCUACUCUCUCUCUCUCUGCAUCCCUCUCCUCCCCUGCUUCUAUCUCUUUCUCCCUUUGUCUUUCAACUCAGUUAGAUUUAAUGCAAUGAGCGUUAUUGGCAAUACAACCUACCGUCUUUACAUUACCUGUAAAAAUAUAUAGAAAACUUAAGAAAUCUAACUUUCCCCUCCUUCCAUCCCCAGGUGUAAAUACUGUGACCGCUCGUUCAGCAUCUCCUCCAACCUCCAGCGGCAUGUGCGUAACAUCCACAACAAGGAGAAGCCCUUCAAGUGUCACCUGUGCAACCGCUGCUUCGGCCAGCAGACCAACCUGGACCGCCACCUCAAGAAGCACGAACACGAGAACAUCCCCGGUGGGUCCCCGUUCACCUAAUUAACCCCCAGUUCAGCGAUUUUACAUGUUUUGAUAUUUGUGUGGGUGUUAGAUGUACCAAAAUGUUGAUUGCAGUCACUCAUUGUCUGUAGACUGCUUUCAAGGUAAGGAAACAAAUAUGUAAAAUGGCUGAACUAUCCCUUUAACAUUCAUAGUUGUUACUCACCGCCUGUCAUCUCUUUCUGGGUUCAGCAUUUAUUUACCAAUUUUAUUCAUCCCUGGUGGUGUACAUAAUAACUAUGACAUGCAUAGUGUAUAGCAGGGUUCUUCAAUUCCGGUCCUGGAGGGCCGAAACAAUUCUGUUUUUUAUUUCUACCUGGUAGUUAAUUGCACUCACCUGGUGUCCCAGGUCUGAAUUAGCCCCUGAUUAGAAGGAGAGGAUGAAAAACAGAGGUGUUUCGGCCCUCCAGGACCGGAAUUGAAGAACCCUGGUGUAUAGCUUAGUAUCUCAUUGAAAUGUACAGUGUAGUCCCCUAUUCCAGCUGUUGAUUAUAGCUUUAUAUGCCGUGACUAACGGUGUGUGUGUGUGUGUGUGUGUGUGUGUGUGUGUGUGUGUGUCCUGCUAACAGUGAGUCAACACUCUGGGAUCCUCUCCAACCUAGGAAACAACAUUUCUUCUCCCAACUCCGAGCCAGACAAUCAUGCACUUUUAGAUGAGAAGGAGGACUCGUACUUCUCAGAAAUCCGCAACUUCAUUUCCAACAGCGAGCUGAACCAGGCAUCCAGCUCAACAGACAAGAGGUAGGGGGAACACACACGGACACGCAAGCACAGAACAGACCACACAUCAUAUUCUCUACAAACACUAAUCAUAAUGGGUUUUGAAUCCUAGUCUCCUGCGUGCCACAAGACUGUGUGAGCCCGGUAAGCUAAAGCCAAGGCAUUAGCUCGGGUUAGCCAACACAGGUCUUCAGGUCUCAGGCAAGGAUAUUCAUCAUCACACGAGCAUGGUUAAGCAAAUUACCUCUGUUUACAUACCACACACACACAAAUACUUAAACAAGGACCUUUAACUUACAAAAAAAUGGACACCUUUUUUUAGGUGUCCAUUUUGGAUUGGCUAGUCAGGAGUAUACUGUAGUUGAUCUCACUCUCUCAGCCUUCCUAACACUGACUCGACUCCCCUGUCAAAUGUGUCUCUAUGGUGAAACCGUACAUACUCUGCUCUCUAGUGGUUGAAUGUUACUCCAACAGGCUUUAGGUGGAUAGUAGACACAGUACAGUACAGCCCCAUAAGUGCCCCCAACUCUGCUCUGACAGUUCUCAACGACUCAUUUCUCCCCAACUGAAAGAACAUUUACCAGAGCUUCUGGCCUUCUCUUCUCUUGUCUUGUCUAUGGCCCUGCAAUUUCAGGUAGCGCCAGCAGCAGGGUCAUGUUCAUUAGUGCACACCUUAGUAAAAUGUUUUGCAACUGAAAAUUAAAACAAGCGUUUAUUUUUCAGGCAGGCAGUUUCAGUCUGUUUUCUUACAUUUGGUUCAUAAUGAAUACAACCAGGUUCUAAGACAGUGGUGGGCGAUGUCGGGAACAUCUACUAGCUCUGACAGACGUGUCGGGGGAAAUAUGCGAGCCGUCUUCUUCAAUAAGCCCUAGGCAGACAUGUUGGAUUCUUUUGAUGACACGUAAUGGUUCCUCCUUGAUUUCGCUCUGCCGUCUUCGUGCCAGUAAACGAGGGCUGAUUGUUUUUCUAUUUCUCUCUUUCAGUCUUUCUCCCUGUCUUUCUCUCUCUUUCAAUCUCUUUCUGUCUGUCUGUCUCUGCCUCUCUCGCUCUCUAACUUAGUUUUCUGUCUCUUUUUCUCCCUCCUUCCUUCCUUCCCUCCCUCCCUCCCUCCCUCCCUCCCUCUCUCCUCCCUGGUCAGUAGACAGGAGACAUAAAAGUCAACAGAGCUCAGGGGUAAUUUAGCCCCUCUGCCAUCUGGGAUCAAUAGUGCAGAACCGUCCAGAACAAGCAAGCCUGGCAUUUUAAUAUCUGUAAUUCAAAAUAAGUGCUCUGCUUUCUGUCCGUCCCAGACACACAAAUGCUCACACGCACACACACACACCACACGCACUUUGACUGACGCCCCAACCCCCCGUCAUUGAACACAGACAUACAGCUGUGUGUAUCCCUAUCUGUGCGCUCAUGCGCCUCCUCUUCACAAAGUGUUUGUAAACAAAGUCAAAUCAGUCUAGUCACUUGUCUCGCUCUAAUGUAUUUUUCCCUCUCUUCUGGACACUGUCUAGCCUGUGAGGUAAGGAGAGGUGUAUGGUGCACUACACAGUGUGUGGAGGGGCGGGGACAGUGGACAGUGUGUAUGGGGGGAUAGAGCUGGACUGGCCAUUUCUUGUGCUCAAAAGUUGUGGGGUGGUGGCCUGAUGUGGAGGGGGUAGGCUGGUACUGCGGGUCCUCAGGGAGACUCCGGUUGAGGCAUUUAUCUGCAAGAUACAACUGAUGGAGCUCCGUCCCCACCUCCACCUCCCAGGUCGCUAACACAAACACACGGCUGACGUGUUUAGACUAAGUGACAAAACGCAGGGCCCAGCAUCAGAGCCCCCCCCGCACCCCCCCCCCCCCCACACACAGCCCCCACCAAUUUGAUUAUACAAUAUUUAAUCUAGAUUGAAAGAGGAGAACAAACCCCCCCUCCCUAAUGUACCUCCCACCCACUGUGUGAGACCCAAUGCCCCCCACGCACCCCUCUGUCCCUUUCGCUCCCCUAAGGUAUCCCGUCUGGUUUGAUAAAUGUCAGUCUGUCUGGCUUCUUGUAGGGUAAACGCGCUCCCCCUGAGGAAAUGACAUCAUGAGGCAUGAAGCGGCGGAGACCGGGGGGGCUGGAAAAUGUAAAGGCGGCAGGUCGCAAUGGCUGCUGUGCUGAGCAGCCAUCGCACCCCUACACACACACUCGCACGCACUCAUGCACAAACACACACACACACACACAGCAUCCAGAAUCGGGGCCCGACUGAACCGUUUGAGCAGGGCCGUCUUGCCUAUAUACUGGUUCUCAGGAAUUAGCCAAUUAAUCAAUCGGCUCCAUUUCCCCUUUGAAACGGGUCUUGCCAAUUGCCCACACGCAUGUGUGUUUGCUUGGAUAGUGGGAAUGGGGCUCUGUUCGCUGUCAACUGAGCUCCUGGCAGCUUAGUUAUAGCUGUGCAAAGUAUGACUCAUUGCCUAUUGACAGACAGACAGACAGACAGGGGAACAGACAGGCAGGCAGACAGACAGACAGACAAAAGGGAUGCCUGGCCAUGGCCCACUGAUGCAACUAGGGCAGUGGGCCUAGAAAGACCAAUCAAAGUCCUAAUAUGGAGGUAAGAGGGCCAUCCUCUCCUCCUGUCUUCUCUCCCUCAUCUCCGCUCAUCUAGCCAAAGCAGAAUGGGUGGGAAUAGUGAGCUAACCAGUGAAUGUGAGGAGAGGAGGAGAGAAAACGGAUGGCAUUAGAUUAUUUGGAUGCAUCUAAUGAUGUAGUUCCACCUAUUAAACCCACUGGGGGUCAAUGAAGACAUUUUAAGAAUAUAAUAGAGUUUAUUUAAUUUAAAUGAAUGGAACCAAAAAAAAAUUAACUAGAAAUAAAGCGCUAAAUGAAUAUAAUGUACAGCCACUGACCGUAAGGUUCCCGUUGUUGCAGGUCAGAGCUUGCGGAAGAGGAGCGUCCAUCCAGCCACAGUCUGUCCAACUCCAAGAUGGAAGCCCGGGGGCUGGAGGAAGAGGAGGAGGAGGCGGAGGGAGACGACGAAGAGGAGGAGGAAGGCAGCCUGACAGAGAAGUCUCAGGACGAGGCGCCUGAGUCCCCCUCCCCGGUCACCAUGGUUACGCAGGAGGCGUACGAGGACGAAGAAGAGGAGGAGGCGGAGGAAGAUGAGGAGGCCACACCGCUGGCUAUGAGCUACGAACACACCCGCAGGUAUGUCCUGUCUGGUAGAAUACAAACAUAGUUAGACACAACUACAGACAAAUUCAUACAGUCACGUACAGCACACCACACAACACCUCCACAAACAUACCCACCCAAUCACAACAGCCACCUCUGUCUCCUCCCAUUCCAACUAACAAAACUAAUAAAAUGUAAUAUUGUAUGACCUGCAAUGCAUGAUCUGCCCUCCCUGUAAUGGCAGUGCAAUGAGGUCAACGAGAACUAGAUGGUGAUAAAGAGUGUUGGGAUGCAGAUAGAACUCUCACAGUUCCAUUCCAUGUCCACCUGUCUGUGCCUGUCAGUGUCAGUACUUCACCUUUUCUCUCCACACCGAGCACAGUAGCUCCAAAUGGUUCAGCCUUUUAGCGCCGGCUUUCCCUUUCAGUGCACUAAACCGGUCCAGAAAACUGUAUGUCCAUUCAUUCAAAGAGAGGCAUGCAGGGUCUCAGGUGGAGUUUCAGUGUUAGUGGCGAAAUCUGUUGUCAGAUGACAAGUGUGUGUAUGUCCGUCCGUGGCCCUCUCUCUCUGUCCUCCAUAGCACCUAUCCCGUCCGUCCGUCUCCAUCCGUCCGUCCAUCUGCCCCCCAUGCAUGCGCCAUCAAAAGUCCAUCCAUCGAGUUACAAGAAAGUAUUAGUUGGGCUAACUGAGGUUAACCCCCCUCCCUCCAUGCUCCUUUCCCUUCCUCCUCCACAACCUCUCCUUCCUCUUUCCCUCAUUCCCACUCCCAUUCCUUUUCCCCUCCCCUCCCCUUCCCUGGUGCUGCUGCAGGUGUAUAGAGGAGGACGGUGGGCUGUUAGACCUGGAGUCCCUGCCCAGCUUCCCCAAGGGCCUGGAGCUGCAUAAGGCCAGCAGCAGCGAGGAGCCCCCCUUUGAUGUUAAAGACAUUUUUAACACCGCCUCGCUCGAGUCUGAGGCCCUGAAAGAGACUCUGUACAGGCAGGCUAAAACCCAGGUAGGUGGAUUCCCGUAGGAAUAGAGUGAGGGAGAGAGCGAAAGAGAGAAAGAGAGAGAGGGAUGGAGGCAGAAAGUGGUAAAUCAUUUUGGACGUCGGUCCAAAAGCUUGAGUUCGAUUGAGUUCGAUGAUAAGGGAAAUACAACCAGGAAAACGCAUGACCACGAGGCCAAUGUUGUUCAGUGUUGCUGUAUGGGGUGUCGGGAUGAAAGUCAGUGAAUAAAAGACCAGUGUUCUUCUCGUUGACAUGCUCUCCUUUCGCUUAACUUACCUACUAACUGAGCUAUUAACGCUCUCCUUCUCUAAACCUCUCAUCUAACUACUGUCCAAUCAGCAGCGUCACACUGCUCACUCACCUUUGACCUCUUGCAUGCCUGACAUGUUGCAAUGGUUGAAACGACACUCCUAAUCCGAGAUGGAACAUCUCUUGGGGUUUUAUCGACAAUAAUAACAGUCGUGUUCGAUUGGCUGACAACGCGGAGACUCACAAAAUGGUUUCUGACCAAUGGUUGUUGAUUUUGUAUGUAAUUUCUCUGUCUCCUCCAGGCUUAUGCAAUGAUGCUGUCUCUGUCGGAGAACAACCCUUUGCACGCGUCCUCCCAGAACUCACUGGAUGCCUGGCUGAGCAUGGGAGGAGGCCCGUCCGAGACGAGCAGCUUUCACCCACUCAACCACAUCUAGGAGAGAGAGAGGAGGGAGGCAGUAUAGUAUCACAAUAAAAAUAAGAAAAGUGACCGAGAGAGAGAGAGAGAGAGAGAGAGAGAGAGAGAAAACGGCAGAAAGUCGGAGGCUACUACGGAGGAGAACUCAACUUCACACACCCCCGGCCUGAGAAGAGAGAGGACUCCUGGCUCCUGCCCUUCUCUGUGUGUGUUUGGGUGUGUGUGUUUUUGUGUGCGUGCGCGCUUAUGUGCAUUGAUUCGUGCAUGCCCACGUUAGUGCGUGUGUGUACGAGGGGCCCCUCAGACAAACAGACACUCGCAGGCAGAGAUGGAGUUAGCACUGCUUCGCCCCCUGUAGAGGAGUGAAGGACAUCCCAGGAAGGACCACCCCAAACCCCAGUCAUUCUACAAGACCCGCCCACUCCGCCCCAGCGAACCCCUUUGGUUGGACUCUCAGAGACAGUCAUGUUUGAGUAUGUCAACACAUCACUAGGAGAGCAAAACAUCCAUCUAUUCUACACAGUCUAACACAAUGUCUCAAUAGCAAAAGAUACAGAAACAGUCCGUCUGGAACAUAUGCACUGCAUGUCCAUAGCGGGGCACUGUUUCACUCGGUGGGAGGAGCAACAGUAGCAACACAUAGUGGGGAUGUACUAGCUCUUUAGCCGAUGGACCACGCCCCCCCUCCUCAUCAUAUCCAAUGCCUUCACUCUCUUCAUUCUUGUUUCAAAUCAAUAAUAGCACAAUGAUAAAUGUUAGAGCAGGAAACGGCACUCUGGCUUUUGUUUAUAAAGAAAGUACAGUAGGAUGAUGCAUCAAGCUCGAAUGGCAAUGAUGUCAUGGAGAAUGACCCACCCCAAACAUAUAAUGCGCAUUGCAGAGGACAAAGUCUCGACAUCAAAAGUUAUCCGGUGAACAAGAGGUUAAAUCGAUGUCCAUUGGUUAGAAUAGGGAAAGCCUAUUUUUCCGUUUUUUGCUCAUUUGUUAACUUGAUUCCAUUUUGUGUUUUGCUCUUUGAUAAACAGUAUUGUCUCAUUUUAGGCACCUCCGUGCUCAAAUGUUAAUAUAAUUAUUUAGUGAAGGACCAAAAUUGUAUGGUAUUGUUGUAUGAUGUACAAAAUAACCUGGAUGUUCAUAGCAAGAGUGGUAUGUGCCAAAUAACCCAUAGAAAAUGUUUUGUUCUCUGACAAUCAUUUCUUUUUCGAGGGGUUUUAAUUGCUGUCAUAGUUGUUGUUUUUACCUUAUAUAUUUGAUUUAAAGAGUGUGUGUAUUCUAUUUAUUUAGGUUAAAAAAAAAUGUCACGAUUGGAGACAAGUGACAAAUGAAAAUGAAAAAAAAGUAAUUUGUUUUAUCCCUCUUUUAAGUGUUGCUGAAGGAAUGAAGUUGAAUCGAAACACGACCGAGAUUUUGAAUCUGGGUUUCAAUGUGUUUUUCUGUAAAGACCAGUGUGCCAAAUUGGAAAGAAAGCAUGAAAAUCAGCUGUUUUUAUUUAUAGUGACAUGGUAGUUCUAGAUGGUUUAGAUCAUGUUUUGCAAUGUUGUGUCUAGCGUGAGGUUUGGUUUGUCUCGCUUCAGUUGAACCAUUUCAACUAGUAUGCUGAGUGUUUUGUGUUCAAGGCGGUUGAAGUCUUACGGUGGCCAUUUUAUAAAAUGGCAGCUUUCACUAUGAAUGUCAGGUGAUUUGGAUGCCAGGGCAUUGAAUUGAUAGCUUAUCAUUGAUCCUAAGUAUAAGCAAAUACAUUUUACUCUAUAACAAAUCCGAUCAACAUAUUAACUCAAUCAGUUUAUUAGUGCUCAGAUUCUGCUUUGAGGGUUUCAUUUUGUAGGAAUUAUUAUUUUUAAAUGUGACCAUGUGGUUUUAGAAAGAAAAUGUCUCAGAAUGCCCAGUCGUAGAUAAAAUCAACAUUGUUUUUCAGAUAGUGUCCAACUACAGUGUACCAUUCUAUCAUCUUUCCACUUGUUAGCAGAAGUAGCAUUACUCUCGGGGUCAAAUGGUUCUGUAACUAGUGUUAACACGAGGGUUUCGACAGCCGAGAGGUUUUUAAUCGUGAGAAGAGUUUCUUCCUUGGAGGCAUAGAACCACAGGUCAUAGCUUGAUGGUUCACCCGUUACUCCAGCUGUGUCUGACAUGGGUUUGAUUGUCUGUAAAGGGUUUUAACACCUUGCAGAACACAUUUACUGUACUGUGAGACCAGCAAAAUAAUUACAAAAUCAAACCAACAAACUAGGAAAGAAAUCAAACCAGAAAAUGCUUCUGGUUUGGAGAGAAAUAUGACAUGCGUAGGAUUUUAAGUUUCAAAGACUUCUAUUCACUUUGUAUUCAUAUUUGCAAACACACUCUUUUUGAUAAUUCCCUUGUCAAUUUCCUUCUUCCCAUUUAUCUUCUCAUUUAGGGGAUUUCAUUCCACACAGUAGACAAAGGUAGAGAUGGCACUUAAUAAUACGCUGUUUUUUUUAUUUCAUGUCACUCUAAGUUAAAGGGUUGUAUGCCGUAAAUUGCAAAGGUUGCUUUCACGCUGGACAUGUGAAUUAAGACUUUCAGGACUGGGCGGGAUAGGUUCAGACCAGCACUUAAAUGCAUGGGUCCAAAACAAUAAACUGGGCAGGCAUGGGUCUCUGUCACUAAAGAGUUACUAAGAGUAAACCUGAUUGGCCUCACUUGGAGUGGAUGAUCAACCCUCACUUAAAAUGAUGAUGACCUUGGAAAAUAAUCAGUAACUGAAGCACUGUAAUUUUAUUUUUUGUCAGCAGGUGGCAGGGUGAUACUAGUUUUGCUGCAUCAUUUCAUGUCUGAUGAUAAUGAUGACAGAGGUCUCUGUCUUGCUAUACUAAAUGUGGAUCCACGGUUAACACAUUGUUUUGCAAUACAUUACUAUUAAAUGCAGAGACUGGGGUUACUAAAUAUUUAGGUAUACUAUAUAUGGAGUAAUUCAUGUCAUGUACUACUGUAAUAAGUGCGCGCUGUCGGUUGUAGAAUUAUGGACGCACAUUGAAGUCAAAGAUCACAUUGCCAGCUUUUGAAAGGAUCUGGCAAAUGGUCACAAACUGAUAACUUCAGAAUACGGUUGCUGUUCUUUCCCCACUGUUACAGGAAAACGUUUUUAAAAAAGUACAAAAAAAAUGUUUCUUUUUAACUGUAUAGUAUUUUAAAAAACAAUGUUGCAUAUGUCUGAAAAAUUCAAUGAAAAAAUAUGGGUUUAAAUGGAUGGUGCUCGUUUCAUUUGAAUCCGAGUUGUAUCACCUCUGUUAUGUUUAUUAAAAAGCUAUUGUGCAUGACGUGUUUGGCAGUCAUAAUGAUGUCCAUUUGUGAAAUGUGUAUCUUAAAUUAAAAAAUGAAAUAAAAAAUAAUGAAUCCGUAGAUGCACUUAUUGUACAUGUGGUUAGGUUAGUAGGUUUGACUUCAAGUCCUUACAAAUGUAUUGGGCAGGUGGUUCUUAAAUGAAUACAAAAAAGCUUGUGGGAGAAAGAUGUAAUGAAAAAAAUGAAAGGAUUGUAGAAUAAUAUUGAACAAUUCUGAAAUUGAAGUUUUUUUGAUGCUUGUGAUUAUUGAAGAUGUACUUCAGAGAAAUUUCAUGGAAUUGAUAUGAUUCUGAUGUUAAUUCUGUAGAAUAGAAAUGUAUACCAAAUGUAAUCUUUCCAAUGCUAUGAAGAAUUUAUACAUGAAAUUGAUAUGCAAUAAAAACCUGUGUGCUUUUUAUAUGAAAUGUCCCUUGUAUUUGUCAUGUAGCCUACAGAUAACUCUCUCUCUCUCGCCUAAUUUUUUUAUGGCAUAGAAAGCAAUUGACAGAUAGUGAGCUAUUUAGAUUAUGUAAAUAGGCCUACCCCACCCACUUGCCAUGAUGAUCAAAACAUGCAUGCGACCACUUUAAAGGGGCAAUCUGUGAUUGGUACAUCCUUUUAACUUAAUGAUAUAUACCCAUUGCCUCUUAAAGAGUCUCACCUAUAAAUGCUUAAUGAGUUUAGUUCACCUGUCCUACACCGCCAGAACCCAAAAUAUGCUUUUUUUUUUUUUUUUUUACUCAUGGAUGGUCAGUUCUUGCAUAGUUCCUUCUAUAAAUAUGAGAGUGGUUAGGCAACAUUUCUCCAACCCCAUUCCUCAGGGGAGUAUGCUAUUCAUUAAUUACACCGAUUCUGUUGCAAAACGUUUCUUAAACGGAAGCAAACGGAACGAAACAGGGAGGAACCUAGCUGAAUUUGUCCAAUAGAAACUCUUGUUUUAGCUGUUCGGACUAAUGAUUAUAGCCCAACAGUGGCGGGGGUUAACACUUGUUUGAACCGCAUAUUUCCCCUUUAAGAGGUGAAAAAAAAAGGAAAUCUAUGGGGGGAAGUGAGGCAGGGGUACUUCCUUGUAAACACCAUCCUCUCUGAUCAUAAUAUUGUGCGCAAUGACCAAUUCAAAACAAUCCACCGUUUGCUGAAUCUUUAUUCUCGAGUGGAUAGGUUGAAGUCUAUUUUGUGCUUUUUCUUACAACUCAGUUUGCACUAUGCUUCAGCUAAACGACACUGUUGAGCCAAUGAGUCCGGGGGCUGCGGUCCUUCAUCCGGCGGAGGCUGAGGAUGGAGUCGAGGUUGCCUUCACGCCGCCGGGGGCCGGAGGGAGCCUUGGGUAUAGUUCUUCUGUAGCAUGUUGCUCCCCCUUACAAACAUUGACGCCGUUUCAUGUCCACAACCCAACAAUGCAAGCGAAAGUGAAGGAUUAUUUCGUCUUCAGGGUAAGUCUGGCUAAUAAUUCCUCUUUAUUAUCUAAACAACGUCGGAUAUUAGCUAGUUAGCAAGCUAAUAGGCUAGCUUGGAAACACAGUUGUCAAACGCUCACGCUGUAACCAGCGCGAGUUUGCCAUUGCUGAUUGACUGCAGCUUGGCUCGCUCUGAUUGAAGAUGCGUAUUUGUGGCAGUGAGCACCCAUGCAACAUGUCGUUACAAACUAGCAUCUAUUUCUUAGAUUGUGAAACAAACAGUUCUGUUAAACGCAACCAUUUAUUCAGACAACUGCAAUUGAUUCAGCUAUGAUAUAUGGAACAAUUUGUUCGAUUAUUAUAAUGAUUAAAUCAAUUAACUGUGGCCUCCUCAUUGCAGCCAGGUACCAUUGAACAAGCAGUGAAUGACAUCAGAACAGUGGCCCUGCCUUCAGAAGAUGGAGAAGUGCUGAGUGUGUGGCUGCUUGCAGAGUGAGUCAUUUUAUCAGCAAUUCACAUCACAUAGGCCAGUAAAGUUACAUUGGCAGUACAGUAGUUCAGGGUUUCCCAAACUGUUCUGGGCCCCCCCCCCCUGGGAGCACGUUUUGGUUUUUGCCCUAGCACUACAGGUGAUUGAAAUAUUCAAAGCUUGAUGAUGUCUUGAGUGUUUUCAAUGGUUCACUCCAGUGGAGAACAACUGCCCCCUCUCAUUCAAGCCACGGAAGUUGAAGGCUGACCACGGUACUUCAGACAUUGUUAGCGGAAAACAGGAUCCCCCAAUUAGUGGUGAGUCUACGGUGUCCGGAAGCGACUUCACCAUUCCUUUUCUGGAUUCAGGUUCACUCAAACUUCAUUUUAAGCUUUGUUUUAGUCUUGACAGUUGCAGCAGAUUUAGGGAUUGUAUAUAUCAAUUCGCUCUUCUUAAAUAUUUGUUGUUUUAAGUAUUUGUUUCUGUCUCUGAAUUGUUUAAUUGAAUAAAAACUACAAUCUGUGUCCUGAAUUAGCCUAGUGCGCAUGUGCGUCCAGCAGCUAGAUCCUGUCCUAAGCUUGUUUUCCAUGGCUAAACUAGCUGAACUAUGCUAUUUUUCGUGCUCAUUGCCAAACUCCAUAAAUACUGCACCCUCAACUUCAAAACAAUCAUGUAACUACACUGAACAAAAAUACACAUGCAACAAUUUCAAAGAUUUUACUGAGUUACAGUUCAUAAGGAAAUCAGUCAAUUGAAAUCAAUUUAAUUAGGCCAUAAUCUAUGGAUUUCGCAUGACUGGGAAUACAGGUAUGCAUCUGUUGGUCACAGACACCUUAAAAAAAAAGUAGGGGUGUGGAUCAGAAAACCAGUCUAUUUAGGGUGACCACCAUUUGCCUCAUACAGCGCGACACAUCUCCUUCGCAUAGAGUUGAUCAGGCUGUUGGUUGUGGAAUGUUUUCCCACUACUCUUCAAUGGCUGUGCGAAGAUAUUGGCGGGAGCUGGAACACGCUGUUGAUCCAGAGCAUCCCAAACAUGCUCAAUUGGUGUCAUGUCUGAGUAUGUAGGCCGUGGAAGAACUGGGACAUUUUCAGCUUCCAGGAAUUGUGUACAGAUCCUUGCGACAUGGGGCUGUGCAUUAUCAUGCUGAAACAUGAGCUGAUGGCGGCGGAGGAAUGUUACAACAAUGGGCCUCAGGAUCUCGUUCAUGGUAUCUCUGCAGUCAAAUUGCCAUCGAUAAAAUGCAAUUGUGUUUGUUGUCCGUAGCUUAUGCCUGCCCAUACCAUAACCCUACCACCACGGGGCACUCUGUUCACAACGUUGACAUCAGAAAACCGCUCGUCCACACAACGCCAUCCGUGAAGAGCACACUUCUCCAGUGUGCCAGUGGCCAUCGAAGGUGAGCACUUGUCCACUGAAGUCUGUUACGACGCCGAACUGCAGUCAGGUCAAGACCCUGGUAAGGACGACGAGCACGCAGAUGAGCUUCCCAGAGACUGACAGUUUGUGCAGAAAGUCUGUUGUUCAAACCCAGUUUAAUCAGGUGGCUGGUCUGACGAUCCCGCAGGUGAAGAAGCUGGAUGUGGAUGACUGGCGUGGUUACACGUGGUCUGUGGUUGUGAGGCCGGUUGGACGUACUGCCAAAUUAUCUAAAACAACAUGAGGUGGCUUAUAGUAGAGAAAUUAACAUACAAUUAUCUGGCAACAGCUCUGGUAGACAUUCCUGCAGUGAGCAUGCCAAUUGCACGCUCCCUCAACUUGAGACAUCUGUGGCAUUGUGUUGUGACAACUGCACAUUUUAGUGGCCUUUUAUUGUCCCCAGCACACGGUGCACCUGUUUAAUGAUCAUGCUGUUUUAUCAGCUUCUUGAUAUGCCACACCUGUCAGGUGGAUGGAUUAUCUUGGCAAAGGAUAAAUGCUCACUAACAGGGAUGUAAACAAAUUUGUGUACACCAUUUGAAAGAGAAGCUUUUUGUGCGUAUGGAACAUUUCUGGGAAAUUAUUUCAGCUCAUGAAAUAUGGGACCAACACUUUACAUGUUGCAUUUUUAUAUAUUUUUUCAGUAUAAGACAUUUGUUGGAAAGAAACUAGAUUUCUUUUUUUGAAUAGUCAUGACUGGUUCGAGUUGUCCUGUUGUUAAGACUGCAGUGGCGAAGGAUAUCAUAACUACCUAAUGUGGAUCCAAGUUGAGUUUUGAGAUCCAUUGGCGUAGGGUUAGCUGGACGUUUCUGACUGGUCUUGGAACGGUGACAACUGCCAGCCUCUCCCUGCUUGCCUCAAUGGGAUAUGUAGUGAUUUUGCCAACACAGCCACAUAUAUAUAUAUAUAGUUUUGUACCCUUAACCAUUUUUAAACGGCUAUUGUAUUUGUUGAUUUUAAAUCUGACUUUAUUAGUAUAAUGUGUAAUAUAGGAAUGUCAUGAGUUAAUUGACACAAGAACUUAGAAAAUAGCAACUCUACAGAGCGCCAAUGCUACAAUGAAUGGCUAAAUUACUUCCGGACAUGAACGCUCCGCGGAGUUCCUCCUCACCAUUCUAUAGUUGCCAAUAAUUGCUUCUGAUACACCAAAUGUAUGUCCUUGAACCAAUUGUUUUUAAAUCGCACACAGAAGUUAAAAAGAUAAUUGAGUUGCUAAUGGAAGCCUGCAGUACCCCGGUCGGCCUUCAACUUGAGCUACUCAAGGAGAGGGCAGCACUGAGCUAGCCUGCUACGUCACUUCCUGGAGUAGCUCAAACAGCGCAUGUUAUGACGGUCAGUGCUAUACGGGAUUACUUGGGAUGUCUCUACCCUAACCCUAGGCCAAUAAUGGACUAAAGGAGCCUAACGUUACUCCUUAUAGUCCAAGGACGAUACAUGUUCUGUUUUAAAGGCGAAUUGGCUCUGGAAGCCAAAACAGCCAAAUACUUCAAUCUAAACGUGAAUCGAUUCUCAGUUGCGGUACGGUUCUAGAAAAAAUAAAUCCCUCUACUUUUCACAUCACAUCAAAAUACACACUUACUAUACACUGUUUUAACAGUUGCAGUUGACAGUAUUUUUCAGUGACCACGUUUGGCCGUCUGUCUUCCGUUUACACACAGUUGUACGGAGACACAGAUGGCUAAUUAGCACAGGUGGUCCACUCUGUUCCGUAAACAAGCACUGUAACAAAACUAUGGCCGUGUGGGAAUCCUAUUAAAAAGCUGUAGUAAUUUUACCUUUUUGUUUUUUGAAAAUGAUUUCUCGUUGAUAUGAAAGAUGUUCAUUAUGUUUCCAAAACCAUACCGCAAGCAAUGCGUGUUAACGUUUAGCGUAAGCGUCAGGGCUCUUAACUCCCCUUUCAGAAUAAACUAUCGUCAAUAGGCGCUAAAGGUUGUUAGCGUCUAUGAAUGGGGUACCUUAACCCCAUAACCAUAACCCUUACCUAACCUUAACCAUUUUACAUUUAAACUUCAAUGGGGUAGGGGCGUCCCAAGGUUUUCGGAUAGCACAGACAAUGUUAUGUUUCCAUGAACUAAAUAUCUUGCACAAUUGCGUCAGAAGUUAUGUUACGUGCACUGUCCACGAGAGAUUAACCCACCCAUAGAAAUCAGUUUAGCCGCCUUCAUUUGGCUUCAAUGCGCUAUCGAGUCUUCACAUAGGAAUGAAUGGUUUCACGUGAUCGAUGACCAUGUCCAUUCAUAUUAUUGGUUCACCCACUCAUAAUCUCGAACACCCAGAACUAAUAGAAUUGAUAGUCUUUCUAUGCACCCACCAACCUCAGUAUAUGUCUGUACUUCAUUGUUACGACAGCAGGGGGCACUAGAGACAGAGGCAUCAUAGAUAAAAAUCUAUGAAGUUAGUAUUGGGGAGUUGUUGAGCCAUCCUCAGUUUUCUCCUAUCACAGCCAUUAAACUCUAACUGUUUUAAAGUCACCAUUGGCCUCAUGGUGAAAUCCCUGAGCGGUUUCCUUCCUCUCCGGAAGGACCCUGUAUCUUUGUAGUGAAGGGGUGUAUUGACUCACCAUCCAAAGUGUAAUUAAUAACUUCACCAUGCUCAAAAGUAUAUUCAGUGUCUGCUUUUUAACUUUUUUACCCAUAUACCAAUAGGUGCCCUUUGCGAGGCAUUGGAAAACCUCCCUGGUCUUUGGUUGAAUCUGUGUUUAGAAAUUCACUGCUCGACUGAGGGACCUUACAGAUAAUUGUACAGCAUGUAUGGGGUACAGAGAUGAGGUAGUUAUUCCAAAAUCAUGUUAAACAAUGGUGUUUAAGAAAGUUCAAUCAAUAAGGCUGGUCUGAAUGGCUAGUAAGCACAAUAUACUUCACAUCGCUUCCUAUCUCACAGGCAUAGCAGGUAUUCAUACAGUAGUGUUUAUACUACCUCAUCAGCAUAGCAGGUAGUUAUAUGGUAGUGUUAUUAAUGUGACCUCGUCACUAUUAGCAAGCGUGACAGAAUGUCAUUCGCCUAUUAAAGGGAUACUUCAGGGGUUUGGCGAUGAGGCCCUUUUAUCGACUUCCCCAGAGUCCAAUUAACUUGUGGAAACCGAUGUAGUUUCACAAGGCAAUUCUAACUAGCGUGACACAAUCUAAAUGUAAUCAAUUUUAAAUUCAGGCUGUAACACAACAAAAUGUGGAAAAAGUCAAGGGGUGUGAAUACAUUCUGAAGGCACUGUAUAUCCUACUAGCAGUCACUUUAUGUAUGUAUAAACCCGCACAUUGAAUAAGCUAGUGGCACUGACCUGUAUAUACUUGCAUUCUCGUGUUUCUAACUCACAUCGUAGUUCUUUUAUUAUUAUAUUAUCAUCACUGCAUUGUUGGGAAAGAGCUCUCAAGGUAAGAAUUUCACUACUGUUUUACACCUGUUUCCUGUGGACGUGGUAAAUAAACUUUAUAUUAGUGCAAAGGAGAGGCGAGGAUAAUAUAUUUUGGGAGCAAUUAAAUGCCCUGUAAUGCUUAAAAAGGCAUGUUUAUUUAUCCGGUUAAGACAUACAAUCUCAAUGAAAAACUAUAUUCUGCCAGCAUAUGCCAAUUGGUAGGAAAAAUCACACAACCCCUUGGCACCAUUGUGACUUCAUAUUUUCAUGAAUAUCUCUACAUUAUUUCACUACAAAUGAGAGUGCUAAAUUUCAAUGUAAUAAUGUUUCCCUUAGAGUUGACCACUGGAACAACGAGAAGGAGAGACUGGUGCUCAUAACUGACAGGUAAACCAAAUGAUUAGUGGCAAAUGUUAUGAAUGAAUAUCCAUUUGAACCUAUUGGAGGAAUCCAUUCCCAUAUUAUUUGAUACACUUAUGUUGCCGACUGGCAUUACACUCAGGUUGUCUGAGCACCACAGGACCAUGUUAGCCCGUUGAAUGAAAGCCUUGAUGCGGUUAUGAUAUGCGUGAUGAUAAAGGCAUCAAACUUGCAUGAAAGUUUGCACACUCUUUACUUAAUUUGCCAUGUUGUCCCUCUUGGGUUUCUAACAGGUCCCUGCUGGUUUGCAAGUAUGACUUCAUCAACCUGCUGUGUCAGCAGGUCAUCAGGAUCUCCCUUAAUGCCGUGGACACCAUCUCAGUGGGCGAGUUUGAGUUCCCGCCCAAAUCCCUCAACAAGUAAGAGCCACGAGCUAUUGUCCUGUCCAGAGACACUGUACUUACCCACAACACAAGCCACUUGUGUCGCUGUUCUGAAAUAAUUGGAUAUGUACAGUAUAAGCAAUAUGGUAGAAGGCUAACAUUCACUUGGGAUAGGCUUGGUGGAAAUGUUGCCAUAUUGCUUAUACAGUGGGGGAAAAAAGUAUUUAGUCAGCCACCAAUUGUGCAAGUUCUCCCACUUAAAAAGAUGAGAGGCCUGUAAUUUUCAUCAUAGGUACACGUCAACUAUGACAGACAAAAUGGAAGAAAAAAAAAAUCCAGAAAAUCACAUUGUAGGAUUUUUAAUGAAUUUAUUUGCAAAUUAUGGUGGAAAAUAAGUAUUUGGUCAAUAACAAAAGUUUCUCAAUACUUUGUUAUAUACCCUUUGUUGGCAAUGACACAGGUCAAACGUUUUCUGUAAGUCUUCACAAGGUUUUCACACACUGUUGCUGGUAUUUUGGCCCAUUCCUCCAUGCAGAUCUCCUCUAUGAUGUUUUGGGGCUGUCGCUGGGCAACACGGACUUUCAACUCCCUCCAAAGAUUUUCUAUGGGGUUGAGAUCUGGAGACUGGCUAGGCCACUCCAGGACCUUGAAAUGCUUCUUACGAAGCCACUCCUUCGUUGCCCGGGCGGUGUGGUUGGGAUCAUUGUCAUGCUGAAAGACCCAGACACGUUUCAUCUUCAAUGCCCUUGCUGAUGGAAGGAGGUUUUCACUCAAAAACUCACGAUACAUGGCCCCAUUCAUUCUUUCCUUUACACGGAUCAGUCGUCCUGGUCCCUUUGCAGAAAAACAGCCCCAAAGCAUGAUGUUUCCAUCCCCAUGCUUCACAGUAGGUAUGGUGUUCGUUGGAUGCAACUCAGCAUUCUUUGUCCUCCAAACACGACAAGUUGAGUUUUUACCAAAAAGUUAUAUUUUGGUUUCAUCUGACCAUAUGACAUUCUCCCAAUCCUCUUCUGGAUCAUCCAAAUGCACUCUAGCAAACUUCAGACGGGCCUGGACAUGUACUGGCUUAAGCAGGGGGACACGUCUGGCACUGCAGGAUUUGAGUCCCUGGCGGCGUAGUGUGUUACUGAUGGUAGGCUUUGUAACUUUGGUCCCAGCUCUCUGCAGGUCAUUCACUAGGUCCCCCAGUGUGGUUCUGGGAUUUUUGCUCACCGUUCUUGUGAUCAUUUUGACCCCACGGGGUGAGAUCUUGCGUGGAGCCCCAGAUCGAGGGAGAUUAUCAGUGGUUUUGUAUGUCUUCCAUUUCCUAAUAAUUGCUCCCACAGUUGAUUUCUUUAAACCAAGCUGCUUACCUAUUGCAGAUUCAGUCUUCCCAGCCUGGUGCAGGUCUACAAUAUUGUUUCUGGUGUCCUUUGACAGCUCUUUGGUCUUGGCCAUAGUGGAGUUUGGAGUGUGACUGUUUGAGGUUGUGGACAGGUGUCUUUUAUACUGAUAACAAGUUCAAGCAGGUGCCAUUAAUACAGGUAAUGAGUGGAGGACAGAGGAGCCUCUUAAAGAAGUUGUUACAGGUCUGUGAGAGCCAAAAAUCUUGCUUGUUUGUAGGUGACCAAAUACUUAUUUUCCACCAUAAUUUGCAAAUAAAUUCAUAAAAAAUCAUACAAUGUGAUUUUCUGGAUUUUUUCCUCAAUUUGUCUGUCAUAGUUGACGUGUACCUAUGAUGAAAAUUACAGGCCUCUCUCAUCUUUUUAAGUGGGAGAACUUGCACAAUUGGUGGCUGACUAAAUACUUUUUUCCCCCCACUGUACAUAUCCAAGUAUGUUGAGUCUACUCAAGUCGCUAUGGGGUAAGAGGGCUUGAGGUUGUUUCUGGACAGGGCCGAAUACUCUCAGCAGUCAGACGUGUUUAGUAGGCAUGGAAACUGAAAACAUUUUGAAAUUGAAAAUUAGGAACGCUUAUUGGAUAAGUAUGGAUACAUCUUCUGUUUCUAAAGCUUUUCUCCUCUCGUGCCCACUGAACACGACCCACUAUUAAUUGAUUACUCCCAGCACACUGGCAUUACAAUAUGUGCUAAGUGUGUGUCUCUACAGGAGGGAGGGCUAUGGGAUUCGGGUUCAGUGGGACAAACGCCCACGCCCCUCCUUCGUGAACCGCUGGAAUCCCUGGUCCACAGACAUGCCCUAUGUCACCUUCACUGAGCACACCAUGGCCCGUGCCGAUGAAAAAGUGGCCUCUCUCUGCCAGGUAAAACAUUUACGUUGCAACCUCCCCCCAUUUAAAUGUAAUAUUCAUGUUAACAUGGGAGCUUGGUAUAUUAAACACAGAGCUGCUCUCCUUUUCUGUCAGGUGGACAUCUUCCGGACCCAGCUGGUUCAGGCAGUGAAGAAGGCCCACAAGGAGUUCCCCAUUCCGGGCAGGGCCAACGGAGUUCUGAUCCUAGAGAGGCCCCUCCUCAUCGAGACCUACCUGGGAAUCAUGUCCUUCAUCAACAACGAGGCCAAGCUGGGCUACUCCAUGACCAGGGGCAAGAUUGGCUUCUAAUGUUUCCCACUGAGUGACCCUCUUAUUCCACAGCAGUGGGAGCGCUGUCAAACUGUGUGUGUAUAUGCUCGUGGAAUGCCGACAAUGUGGCUGUGUCAUACCCAAAGCUUGAGUAUGACAUGGCUCACUGGCGGGCAGUCGUGGUGUGCAGUCAGCCUGAGUUCUCUCCACUCCUGCCCCAGUGCUCUCAUGCAGAGGUAUGUUUUCCAUUUGUCAUAAUUAUUUAACCCCUGAGUGGAGAGACCUAUGUGAAUUUGGUGUGUUUGUGCGAUUAGGGAAUGUCGCUAGUUGUUGGUACAGUGCAUACUGUUUACCUUGCGAUUGUGAAUAUACUGUAAUUCAGACCUGAUGCUGCUAGGUGAACCCGACUGAGUGUCCAUGGAAGUUAACAUUAUCAUGGGCCUUUUGUGCAGUACAAGGGCAUGGUUAGGAUCUUAACUUGAGGUUUAAGCGUUACUACAGAUAAAUCGACGCAAUGAGCUUUGCCUGAUCAAACGGUGAACCCAUUAUUUUCAACCUGAAACGCCUUGCAAAAUAGCAGAUUUUAGCAUCAGCCAUAUUGGCUUUAAAAUCCAUCAUAUUGGGACAUUGUAGAGUGGUAAGAUUAGAGAAUGAAUGCGGCUGCCGGUGCUACAAUCCGCCUUUUCCCAGUUAUUUGUCAAAACUAUGGCCAAGUUAUUCUGACUGUUAGUGUUUAUUUACGUUAUGUUUGGUGCAAGCAUUGAAGCCCAAUUACAAAUAUCCCCGUGCCAAUUUUCUUAAAUUGAUUAGGCCUACUCGUCUCCAUUUCUAGAAAACACACUGCCUUUAUCGUCCUCGUGCUAGGCUAGUUAAUGCAAAAGCAGCGCAUUAGGUUCCAUGAAAAUGUGAUGCCUAACGUUGGGGUGAGUAGCUGCCGGGGAAGUGUUGUGGAAUAUUAUGUGCUACUUUAGCAUGAUGACGACAAAGGCAGUUUAAUUCCA
This is a messenger RNA of Coregonus sp. 'balchen', 50795 nucleotides long. The record is from the annotation of a GenBank genome assembly. NCBI's taxonomy places the organism in Eukaryota, Metazoa, Chordata, Actinopteri, Salmoniformes, Salmonidae.